Messenger RNA from Porites lobata, 51176 nucleotides. The record is from the annotation of a GenBank genome assembly. NCBI's taxonomy places the organism in Eukaryota, Metazoa, Cnidaria, Anthozoa, Scleractinia, Poritidae.
AUGGCGGAAUCAGAAGAGGCCGAGGAUUCAGUAGAUUAUUACGCUGUUUUGAACGUCAGAAAAGAGGUAAAAAUAGUCUUUCAGAGAGAAAGAAGAAAAGAAAUAUUUGAUCAAUCAUUUUAAGUGCAUUUUAUUGCAUUUCAGGCAAACGAAAAUGAACUUAAAGCUGCUUACAGACGCAUGUGCAUGUUGUAUCACCCUGACAAACAUCAAGAUCCCGCGAAAAAGAAAGUAAGGUUAAAGGCUUACGCCUUGUUCGCACCAAGCAAAAUUUUGUUUGUUUUGCAAAACAAUCUGUCAACAGGGAGCCACUUCUAGAGCGAACGAUUUUUUUCACUUGCCAAAAUUUUCUCAACUGUCACCAAAGUUCAAAGAUGCCGUCGAGAAGAUCGAUUUGGAGGCCUACAAUUUUUUGUCAGGCGACAAACUCCUUUGUUCCUUGACAGCUUUCCUUCACCAUGUUAUACAACAAGGUUCUUCGACCCAACACGCAGCCGUUUUCUUAAAACCCUGUUAAUAUGACCAUCUUAUCCUGGGAAUUUUGCCGAAAAACGUGUUUUGGAGCUACUGUAGUCGAGCCAUUUGCUAGGCAUUUAGUAGGUUUCAUUUUGGUGGGAACCGUUUUUUGGGAAAGUUUUUAGGAUCCUUGGAUUGCAUGAAAGAAAGAGUAGGUGGAUACUAGAACAUGAUUUUCGUGAGAAUUUUUGGGUUAACGUUGUAUGGUUAUUUGCCUUUUUCUUCGGCCUCGUUGACUGAAUCAUGCUCAUUCUUUUGUGGUUUGAAAGAUCUCUUCACCCUGCACAAGUUGGCAGACAAAGUUGUCCUUGACCAUUAAAACUGAUAAUGUCACAAGCAGCAGAAGUUAAAUAGAUCUGCAAGGGGGGUGGGGGCAGCUCAAGGGUGAAUAGGUUAACAUCACCAGAGUUCCAUGACAUCUGGGUGGUUGCAUGAAGGAUUAUUUCACUGUAGACAUUGUAAUUUAGCAGCAAGAUUAAGUUUAUACCGGUAUUUAAAAAUCUUGCAAGUAACCCUGCUUAUCCUUAUAAUGGCUAAUAAUUGCCAUUUCAUAAAAUUGAUAGCAUAACCGUUUCUUUGCACUUGUUUCAACAGAUUGCUGUAGAGUUAUUCAGUAAAAUUCAAAAGGCUUAUGAAGGUAUGGUAUGCAUGUACUACAGUCACUGUAUGUAUUUCCGCCGCCCAUCAAAUAAGGACUUUGCCAAUGCAAUCAAAUCUUUGUGUUAGUUAUACCGGCAACUUAAACUUAUAAAUAAAUGCAACCCUCAGAUACAGUGUUAGCACCACAUUGAAUAAACACCACAUUUAUUGGAUGAAAAAUUUAAUUAGUACCAUGGCAAUAAUAAUAGGUGAGUAAAUACCAUAAACUGCCGCUUAUAAGCCCAUCCGCUUAUAAGCCCCCCCCGGUUAUAGGCCCACCUACAUGCAAACAAAAAACUACAUCCGAAUUAUAAGCCCAUCCGGAUAUAAGCCCCCCUCCAGUUUUUCUUUAUUUUAUAAGUACAAAAAGCUUCUCUGCUGUGAACUAGACAUUAAAACUUUAACUAAUGACGGCGGGAAUGAGCUCUGAACUUCCGUUUUGUUGGGUUCCAGUUACGUUUGUGUUGUUACAGUUUUGAUUUUGUUUUGAAAUUUAACUGAAUUUGAUUUAUUGCUGCCUUUUUAAGGCUUCAAUUGUAAGAGUAAUAAAUUUAAAUCAUACGUCGAUCAACAGUGCUGUUGCUCAUUUCGAAACGUUUUUUUUGUCCGGUUAUAAGACCAUCCCGAUAUACGCCCCCCCAUUUAUAAGCCCACCAAAAAACCCCUUACAAACUUGUAUAAGCCGAGGGCUUAUAAGCGGCAGUUUACGGUAUGGCAAAGUAAUGCUCCAAGCUCAAUUUUUUGCAAAGUCACCUUUUGGUGAUCUAAAAUUCUAAAUGGUUGUCAGACAUACAUGUAAAAUAUUGGUUGCCAUUAAAAAAAAUGUUAAUAAAUAAUAACAUGCUUGGUGUAGUAUUACAGGAAAUGUUUUACCGUUGACCAUAUAUUGAUUGCUGGUACUUGACUUUGUUUUAUCUCCUAAUACUCAAGUGUGUCUUAGAUUACAGCCAUUACAGUAACUUUGUUAAAUGUGCAACAACUAGUGCACUAAUCGGUUGAUUGAUAAGCUUCAAAUUUAUCAUUUAUCCGACUACAUGCACAAAUAGCAGCAUAGUAAAGGGUCGGCUAGAAUUCAAGGGUCAAUUUACUUUUUUCUGUACUAGAGGUUUUUUUACUUCAUUGUAUUUCGAGAACAGUGGAGCCAGGGUAUCUAAAGCUAGUUUUAAUUAUUUCACCAGAAUGACCCUAUCAAUAGUGCCUGUAUCUUAAGUUGACAGUCUUGACCAGAUCCUCGAAACUUGAUUCAUGCUUCUCGAAAUCUAAGUCAUUGCGUGAAGGGACAAAAAUGUGACCGUACAUGGGAAAACGUACUUCAACGCUUAUCCGUUAAAUGGGCAAAACCAUUAGUCAUCCUUUAGUUGCCCGUUAGAAAGUUCUCUCAAAAAUGUUAGAGGCGUUAACAGAACCGUUAGCUUUAAACGUCAUAGCGUUAGAACGAAAAGUGUACCCGUUAGCCAAAGUUCUAUUGCCGUUAGCCGUUAGCAUCAGAGGGUUAGAGCAUUAGUUGUAUCCGUUAGAACGGCUGGCAAAGGUGUUAGAAAAAAUCACACCUUCCGUUAAAUGGAUAAAAGCCAUACAGUUUAGUCAGAAGUUUCACUGUACCAUAAAAUAGUAAGGAUUCGGCAAACGAAGCAAGCUUUUCAUGUCUCGAAAUGGACAAGCGAGCAAAAUUCUCGUUCAUAGGCAUGUAUCGGUAAACAUCCGUGUAUCCUAAGAGUCGUAAUGGUUGCGAAAGAGACUGUUCAUCAGCGAGCGAUAAAGUCGCAGGAGGGAAUAAGGCGAAUUAUUUUACUGUACGUCUUGUAAAUUUGAUGGUUGUUUUUCACGAAACAGACGAGCGAGCGAAAUUCUCGUUCGUAGGCGUGUAUCCUAAACAAAUUGUAACGGUUUCGAAAGAGACUGAUGAUGAGCGAGAGAAUAAGCCAAAUGACUUUACUGUACGUCUAGCAAAUUUGACGAUUGUUUUGUGCUGUUGAUUGAUAAAUUAUGACCCUACUGAAUAUCACCAAUCAGGAGCCAAUUAAUUAUGGCUCCUGCACCAACACAUUACAAAAAUCUGGUUGAAAAAUAAUUAUUCGAAAAAGUAAACACUGGUUAUGUGUCAUGAACUGGUCUACGAGUCACGUAGCACUGGUCAUGAAAAACAGUAACAACAAUGUAAGUUCUCAUUCUUGCCUUGGAUGCGGCUCGCAAGAUAUGCAUCGGUCUAAAAUACUAAAUUUGCAUAAAGUUGUUUACAGUGUAUUUUAUUCAAAUUCAAAUGCUUCGCAAGUCUCUUUCCGACAGGAUGUUUUGAUCAUUGUGUCAAGCUGAAUUUUUCUCGUCUUGGCACGACAUAAUUUAUCAUUUGACAUUCUCGAGUAUAAUAUUGAACAUUACUUUCGUCCAAGGUCUUUCUUUAUUUCUGACAGCAGCAACGAGUCUAGCAAUUAAAGCAUUCGAAUGCGCAUAAUCGAUCUCGAUCCAUCGCAAACAAAAUGCAAAAUAAUGUUGUCGCUGAAAAUGUGUGGUGAUGUCACAGGCCCUAAGCAGCAUUACCACCCAUAAAAUAUACCUCAUCUUGUAGAGAAGAUCAAAGGCUCUCUACUGAAGGUAAAAUCGUUUCGAGCUACUGCAACAUAUAGAAAGGGUUCCAUCCAUGCCCCCCUUAUACUAUGGUGGGGCUAUGAAUUUGCAUGUACGUCCGAGGGCUAAUAUUGAAGGUUUUUCUAAGACUAUUAAAUUCAUUUGACACCAUUGUCAGACGAGAAACUUCAACUGCACUGCAGCAGAAGUCACAGAAGCGAAUUUCAAAACAAGUGCUUGUUUGUUUACCUUUUAUGGGCGGAACUAUGUUUUUGCCUAUGGCCGAUGACCAAACAUUCUCCGUUUUUGUUUCAAAAGUGCAGAAUGCACAGGGAAUUUUUCCGUUUGUUCACUAGAAGUUAGCCUGAGAAUCAUAAGUUUUAGGUGCCCGUUCGGGUUCGUUGUUUGAAAUUAUUUUUGGUCACCUGUGGCAAAUUGUAGGCACCCCUGAUGACCAGGUGCCCUUUAAGCAGCAGCCUUGAACCCAGGGUUAAAUUUUAACCCGCAUCUCUUUUCUUUUUCAUCAAAAGCAUUUUCUCAGAGGAUUUUCUCUAAUUUUUUUAGAGUAGCCAAUCAUUAAAUUGUAGAAAAAAAGAAUUAAACUGAAUUUGUUUUUAAGCUUUUAUACCUGAAUUAAGAUUUUGCACUAACCCUGGGUCAUCUUAACCCAGCUUUGAACAACCUGGCCCUGGUUUUCUGCAUUGAUGGGAAAGAAAACAAUUUAUCUUGAAAAAGACCUUUAACCCUAUCGUUUUUCGUGGUUUUUUAGUCCUAAGUAAUCCUGAAACAAGAAGUAUUUAUGAUGUUUAUGGACAGAAGGGACUGGAUGCAGGCUGGGAGGUAAGAUUGAAUGGUUCAGAGACAGACAUUUUGCCUCUUGAAAAAAGAAAGACUGAAAUAAGCCAAUUUUACUCUCUUUUCAGAUUAUUGAAAGACAAAGAACACCUGCUGAAGUAAGUAAGAUUACAUUAAUAAUAGACUGACCUGUCCCACAUUCUGCUACUAUAAACACAAAAUGAAAUGAGCAGAUGCAGGGGAUGUUGUUGUUGUCAUUUCUAAAGAAUCCUAGUCUGAACAAGUGACAUAAUUCUAUGGUUAAGCCAUUGAUGACUCAUCUUCCCAUCCAAGAGGGUUUAGUACAUCAUGUCCCGUGAAAGGUCUCACUUUUUCCAUAAAGGCGCUCUAUAAUUAUAUUUAUAUAUUUUAAGGUUUUAAAAAACCAUUCAACAUUAAUUUAUACCAACACAUACGUAUACAUACAUUGUAUGUAUGUGUGUAAAUAAUGGUAAUUGAACUGAGUGGAGUGCAAUUUGUUCUGAAAUCAUACGACUGAUCAGACAAGCACGCAGCACGAUCACAAGUAUGAUUUUAGACCAAAAUUGCACGUUACAAAGUUCAAUUACCACUUUAUUAGUCACUUUCAAAUCACAGAAUUCAGUCAGUACGAAUAUUUUUAUUGAUAAAGUAGCCAGUUUGUGGAAAAGCGUAAAUAAACAGACUUUUGCAUCCCAUUUUGUGAUGUGAUUUGCAACAUGAAUUAUGCGAUUUUAAUUGAACAGAUGUGAUUUAGAGCAAAAAAUACUGUGAUAUGUGAAUUUAUCACAUUACUAUAAUAAAAUGUAUGUGACAGAUCAAAUUUGAGUCUUGGUUAUUUUUUCCAACCUAGGUUAUUUUUUUAACUGUCUGAAAAAGGGCUUUUUAUUUUUUGGGGUGUAGCUGAAAAAUUGGGGCGUGGCUUUUUAGGGGGUUGUUAAAAAGAAUUAAAUGCAAUUGUAACGUUAACUUCUCACAUCAACACCACCCUCCCCUCCUACAAUUUGUAUGUACAUCCCCUUACCACUUCUUAUUUCUCCUUACCCUCCCCUCCCACGAAUUGUACAUGUAUUUACACCCCCUUACCACAUAUCACACACUAUUAGAGAAUAAAGUUUACACUUACCAAGAAUUGAACUCACAACCUUUGGCACAGAAGUCUACCAUUAUCUCCACUUGACCAAGCAAGCGAUCGUUGCGGUGGAGGGAGUAUUUUGCAUUAUUAUUACUUACUGGUUCCAGACUCCCCACAGCCAAAGUUUUAAUUUAUUCAUACAUGUGCACAGAAUUAAGUUCUGAAACAUUGAUUUCAAAAUGGCCACAUGUGCAGAUGAAACAGUAUUUUACAAGAAACUAGAUGCCUUAAAAACAUCAAGCAAGGGAAAAGAUAAUGAAACAACAUUGUUUAUUUCUGAUGACUUCUACUAUCAAGCCAAAAUCUGGCUAGGCCAAGAAGAAGGUUCGUUUAAGUCAAUGUCUAAGAAAGAUAUUGCAACUAUCAAGCAAAAACAGUGGACUCUGCAGCAGGGAAAAUUCAAGACAAAAAUUGAAGAGUUGAGUUCAGAGCAAAGAAAAAAGUUAAAAACAGUGUAAAUGAAAAUCAAGAGCAUUAUAAUCAUGCAAAAAUGAAAACAGCAAGAGGAAAACCACCCCUGUUUAGAGUGGAUGAGAUAGUAGUGAUAAAAAUUGAUAAAGCUGAGAGGACCUCCCCUCUUCACCCUAAUGUCCUUAUUGGCAAAAUUCUCCAUGUUGAAAAUAAUUACACUAAAGUAGUUACAAGCCAUGGAAUAAUUUCCAUAUUUAUUCCACCAAUCACUUAAACAAAUGUACUGCUACAAAUAAUGUUUUUGAUUACUCCAAAGAGAUCUCUUUUUCAUCAGCUUGCAAAAAGGCCACGAAUUAAGUUACAUUGCUGGUGUCCAAUUUAUGAGAAUAGAGUGUAAAUGAGUCAACAAGUGAAUGAGUCACAAGUCCAUUAAAAAACUUUGAAUCUCCCAAAUAAGCUGUGAAUAUCUGCUUUCUUGUUUGAUAAUAGUACAUAUGGUGACAAACCUAACCCUAAGUAAAUGCGAACCAUUUCAAGUAACUGCUUAACGCUUACCAGUAUAGCCAGUGCCCCAAUCAGUAUAGUCAAUGCUUAACCCUAAUCAGUAUGGUCAGUGCUUAUAAAUAUGAGUGGCUAGUGUUACCUUAGAUUUAGUUCAAACAUAUCAAUGUACUGGUAAUAUGGCUUAUUGCAUAACUAUAUAACAGUACCAAAUAUAUAACCCAGGUUGUUAAAAUUUAACCCAUGUGAAAUAAAAAAUAACCUAGACUCAAAUUGGACAUGUAACAUGUAUAUUUUAUGAUUGGUCUUUUUAUUACCAACAGAAUAAUAACUUAAUUAGCACCCCUAGAUUAAGUAUCCAUCUUCCAAUAAACACCUCUCCUUUUAGCUGAAAUUUAAGCACCAAGACGCUUACAUGUAUUCUCGGAAAUACAGUAUACUGUGUUUGUGUUAACUGUGUUGACAAGCUCAAUAUUGUAGAUAAAUAGUAGUACAUUUACUGUACAUGUAAGUAGUAAUGGCAACUUUUUUCACUGGGUUGUUUUUUACAGAUCCGUGAAGAAUAUGAGCGUCUCCAAAGAGAAAAAGAAGAACGCCGCUUACAGCAACUUACAAAUCCAACGGUGAAUGGAGUCUUUUUGCAAGUGAUUUUGUUCAUGUUAAAUUGCUUCUGCUUUGAUCUCUAAUGUUGUUACUUGAAACUUUUUUGCUCUGUUUGCAGGGCAGUAUUUCUGUUGGAGUGGAUGCCACAAACUUGUUUGACGGUUAUGAAGAUUCCUUUGAAGGGAGGUGAGAUUUUUGGCUGAUCUUUCAUCAGAAGCUUUGAAGCUUAAGAGACAUCACUGAGUGUAAAUGCCUGAAAUAGUGCCAGUUUCAAAUAAGUUCUCACCUUUGAAUUAGCGCCUCCUUGCUAUAAUCGUAUGGGUGCCCUUCGUAUAAAUACCCUCCACCCCACCUCUCUAUACACAGUACUGAUACAGUCACAAGGGAAUGACCCAUUUGAAAAAAUCACUCUGUUGGGUGUUAAACACUAUCUCUUUAGUAGUGCUUGAUGAUGGCAGCAUAACCUAUGGAUAACAUGUGGAUGUUGCAAAUUAAUUUUAUUGGUUUAUGUACCACACACACCGAAAUUUCCUACUGUAUGAUCUUGCACUUUUUGUUCAUUAGAGUUGAAGACAGUGCAGUUCUAUCAAAUUAGUUUCCCACACCCGUCUGGGCUAAAAAAAAACAAACUAAAUAAGCACCCCAGGUUCUAAUUUGAGUAUUUUGUAGUAUACAAUCAUGUUCUUGUGACUGUCAGUUGCAUUUGUUAAUUUUCUUUGUGAUGAAGUCUAGUCGUCAUUGUAUUUCAGGUUCUUACCAAACAUUGAGGUGAACUCAAUGUCCAUCUCUCAAUCCAUUGAAGUAAGUUCUUGUUGCAUAAAUUGAAAUUUAAAAAUUUAAAAAUUAAUUUAAGAAAGAGACAAUAUUUAUUGCUGUCUUUUUCCAAAACAGAUUUCAUCUUUGAUAUAAUGUGUAAAACUCAGCUGGAACAAUGAGCUGAAGUGACCGAUUUCCUCACAAAGUUUCACAUUCAUUUUAAUGUCAUUUCUUUGAUCUUUAAGAGUAUAUUAUAUUCAAUAUGAAAUUAAUACUGUUGUUCAUCUCCAGCAAAUUUUCAUGAAACAUUUGGGGGCUCAAGAGACAGGAAAAAAAAUGUCUUUAUUGUUACCCAGCACUUUAUUUUCAUUUCCUCCUAUCCCUAGUUUACAUUCAUGAUUCUGAAUAAUUAUAGUUAGGAUUAGGAAACAAAGUAAAUAUAGAAUCUAUCUAGUUUGAAACCAUGUUAACCUGGGGUCAAUUUCAAUAAAAUGUUUUGUAAGUGUAAUUUAAAAUUGUAGCCAACAACAACAGCCCUAUUCAGGACAUGUUCACCCGGACAAUCAUGCUCCACUCACUUAUGUGAUGACUGCAGGGUUCAAACAUAUCAUAGUGUAUUUAUUGUUUUGGAGUUUGAAAACAACAGCUACAGUUGUAAAUUACACUGCUCAAAGUGGUAUUAAAUUGGCCCCUGAAUUUACUUUUGACAAUUCUUUGGUGACUGGGGUUAGUCCCGGAAAUGGACACUCGAUUCUUAGGUAAACAGCAGGAAAAUUGAACGCUGAAAUCAUAGUAUGCAUAAUUAUGUAUGUGUUUCAUUACUAUUUCUUUGAAGUGAUCAAUGUCAUUUCUUUCUCAAGGCCCCUUUGACUCGUACAGACACACUCACUCUUGCUGGUUCUCUGAAGAUCAAAAACGGAAAUGGCACUGGCAGUGUGUCAUUGUCAGAGAGAAGAAUACUAUCACAUAAAGCAUGGGGAGAAGUAAGUCUGCACUGCUUGAUUUUGAUAAGAGGGACUUUAAGAUCCCAUGACGCCACGGCAAUGAGAAUGUCUGAAAUACAAUAGGUUUAAUAACCAAAACAACAACUUUGCAAGUGCAUAAAUUUUUUGUACAUUUUUUUUACCAUUCUUGGAAGACUACAAUGUGAAAAUGCCAACAAGCAAUGCCAAAAUUUUAUUUCUUUUUCUGAACUUGCAUAUGGUCCCAUGGAAUUAGACUUCAGGAGGGUUCGCGUACAUUUGACAAUGUAAGUGGGUGGGAAUAAUCGUGAUUAAGACUGAAAGAACACUAACUGACUUUUUAAGCAACACUCUUGUUGCCAUCGUGUCAUUGAAUCUUAAAGUCCCUAAUAUUAAUGAUAAUAAUAAAUACAUAACUAUCCUCUACCCUUAUGGGGCUUUUCAGGGAUAAUGAAACAAAUUAAUAUUUUCAAAUGGAACAUAACAAUUGGUUAAAAAUCCCAACUGGAAGGUGGUGAACCAGCUGGCUAUUUUACCAGCGUGGUCAAGGAUUUGAAAUCAGGGCUUACCGAGAACGAAUCCGAGAACAAAGUCCUUAGGCACAUUUCUCUCAAAAUCUAUUUUAAAUUACUCGACUGUGCUCUCUCUUUCUCUCAAAAUUUACUGUGAUUAUAUCAACACAUUACAAAAGAUAUCAAAUUGUGCGUCAUACAAGAUAAUGAAAAACUAGGUAGUAUUACUUCUGACAUAAAAGCUGGUAAAGGCAAUUUAUGUUUUUAUUUGAAUAGUCACAUCAUAGGAUUUCAUCCAGGUGCUCAAGUUACAUGUAGAACUACAUGUACAUGUGUAUUGCAUACAUGUGUGUCACUUUAAGAAUAAAAAGAUCAAGUAACAUUACUUGCAUAAGUUUGAGAAGCCAAGGCUGGUACGAUGUAUUUUUGGUUGAUGUGGUAUUUAAGAUUUAACUGCCUUUAUUUAUUAUUCUUGCUGCUGUGCCAAAGCCAACUUUGUUAUUGAUACAUUUGGAAUAGUAAAGUUUCUCUGACAUAAUUUUUCGUAAUAUUGAUUUCAUUCCAGGCAACGUUUGAAGCUGGAAAUGGUCCCACACUUACCCUACGAGCAUUCUCAAACCUUACACAGAGAAGGUGGUCUUUUUAUCUUUACUGUAAACAGUUUGUUUCAUAAGGAUAUUGCUGUUUUAGAUCAAUUCUGUGCUUACACUGUAAGUCGUUACGGAUCACUAUACGUUUCUGGAAAACUGCCCACCUAUCCCUCCCCUAAGCCAACAUAAACACUAAUUUCUCACUUACGGCAAAAUGUUGGCUUUUUAAGGGGGGAGGGUAGGUGGGCAGUUUCCCAGAAGCAUAUAAUGCUCUGUUAUGACUUAGUGCCUUCACCCACACACAAAAAUUAAUUUACGCUCCGGUAAAGUUAUGAAGACAAAUUGAAACAAAUUUCGUGUGGGGCAUUAACCACGAACGUUUUAAGGAGAUGUUUGUAGACCAAGACACUGUAAACACUUGACAAAGUUAGGCUAACUUUUUUCAACUUUCGAUCCAUACAAAUCCUAGCCAUUUGUAGCAUUUGCUGCAAAGACACAUUUUAGCUUUAUUAAAAGAUAGCAAACAGCAUGAAAUAGCUAGCCCCUCCAUCACUUGAUGCAUAAUUUUACCACAGUGAUGAGUCUUCGUGCCGCGAGCCAAAUUUUAAAUAAGACGAAACACUUCUUCGAAAGUCUAAAAUAUUACUUGAGAAUGUAAACAACAAAUCUCCGUCGGCAGUGCAAUCCGGAAGGAAAUCUUGUCGAGUCAAUAUGACAGUUCUAUUGUCUUUUGAAGAAAAAAAACAGAUGACGCUCGCACGUGCGCACAAUCGGGACACUGUCCCUUUAAGGUGGGUCGUGGGACUCAUCUUAUGAAAAAUUACCAGUCCCAGUCCAGAGCCAAUAAGACCCAGUUUAAGAAAACAAGUCCUAAAUUGAAAACGCUUGGGCCGUUAUGUAAUUCGUACAUACUGUAAAACAUACUCCAAAACUCUUUCGUACAGUAUACUGAAAUUAAAAUAUAGUCCUUAGCACAAACAAGAAUAAAAUAAAUAUGCAUUGUUAAACAACAGCCAGAGAAGUCACAUGAACAGGAUAUUCUACAACAUCUUCUUCAGAUCAAUCGAUCCAUCUUUGAGUUCUACAGGACACAUGCCAAUGAAUUAUUUUUAUGCGCCAGUAACACAGCACGCGGAGGUAACAAAAUCACUGUCUAUACAAAUGUAACCACUAUGCAGUUUAUUGUGUAACCAAUCCUUUCCUUGCUCUUAGUUAUUGCAUUGGCGGAAUUGUGAUUGGAAGUCAUGGAAAAGGCAUGUCUGUAGGAAUGAAUGGCAGUAAGUGAAAAUCUAUUAAAAUAAUAAUUACAUGAAAUUUAAUAGUAUUUGUUGGGGGAAAUCUAGAAAUCAAGCUACAACUAGUUCUUGGCUCAUUUUUCUCAUGCAAUUGGUAUCUUUUGUUACCCUCAGUAACAAAAAGUAAGAAAAUUAUAAAAAUUUAAAAAUAAUUAAAACUAAUUACCAACUAUUAAAAAAUUAUCAUUAUUUUGUCAUUUAAUUAUUAAGCGACAAGUGUUGGAACUUGCCGCAAUUUCAUUCAGUUAGUUUUGGAUACUAACAAUAUUUUCUCUUGUCACCUCACAUAGUGCUUGCUCGACAACUUGACAAACACACAGUUGGAUAUAUAACUUACAAGGGCGGUGUUCACUCUUCGAUGAACACAACAGUGGUUAGGGAAACAGAACAAAGUCGAAUGCAGUUUACCAUUCAGGUAAUGACAUAGAAUAAUAAGCUACAUGUAACUUAAAACAUUUGAAUUUCGAAUGUCAUCACUCCAGAAAUUUUUUUGUAGUCAUGUUUCAUCAUUUUGAACUUAAAGUGUAAGAAUUGAAAAUGACGUCCUUCCAAACAUUUGCAUUUCAAAUUUCUGUCAUGCUUCCAAGAAUUAAAAUUUCCAAUAUUGUCCUUAAGACAUAAAACGGUAAAAACGAACGAUAAAAUCUGACGUUUAGGAAUAGUCAUGACUCCAUUAUCAAGGAAAAAUGUUUUUGAUUAUGCAAAUUACACCAUUUAAAGCGAUGUGGCGCGAAAAUUAACAUAACAGGGCGCAAAGAUUAUGGAAAUACUUUUGCACGAAUAGAGUCUGAUUGUACUUUGAGAUUUGGCUUUAAGGUUCUUAUAAAAAGCAUUUCGUACACUAAACAGUCAAAUUUGUUCCUGCGUUUCUUAAGCACUUCGAAACGUUUCAGCGGGUCCUGAGGGAUCGUCCCGUGCACGUUCUUGUAAUGUUUGGCAAUGGCGGAGGACUGUUGGUUAUGUCCUUUUACACGGUUGUGUGAAUGGCUACGUGUGUAACCUACAUAGCCUACACCACACAGGUCACUAUGGAAGUUAUAAACUACACACUGUUCAUUUACGAUGGGUGGCUUUUCUUCUUUCACAUUCAGUUCUUGUUUAAUUUUUCGGCUGGCAAACUCAGGCUGGAUGGUGGUAUUUACUUUUAGGCUCAGAUCCUUAAGUUCUUCUUUCACGAUAUCUGCUGAGAUUUGGUCUUUAAAUAGUAAAACCACUCGAAACCGUGUCAUCUGUGAUAAAGGUCGCUACUGGUCAAAAACCUUUGAGUCAACGAAAUUUUUGAUGGUAGAGUUAACGAGGUGUUUGGGGUACGCGGGAAUGCUGUCUUCAAUCGGUUACAUUCGUCUGUGAAGUGUGACCAACAAGAAGAUAAACGAUAUGCUCGAUCCAGCAUACUUCUCAGUAAACCCUGUUUGUACCAAUUGUCAACAUAAUUCCGAUAGUGUAAGAGUAGACUUAAAAUAUUUAAAUUCCUUCCCAAUAUCUAAAUUCUGAUUAUUAUUUAUACAAAAAUUUUACAUCUAAAUAAAAUCCUUCCAAACAUUUGAAUUCUGAAUGUCUUUCUUCAAAACAAUAGUUUUAAAAAUUCUGCAUAAAAUUUUUCCAAACAUUUGACUGACCUCAUACUUCCAAACAUUGGUAUCCUAACCUAAUCCUUCCACUAUUGGAAUUAAGGCAAUUCUGAUUUCAUCCUUCCCAAGAUUCUGUUCUUAUCAUAUUAUAACUUGACAUUCUGACCUUAUCCUUCUUAUCUUGGCGUUAUCCUUUCAAACGUAGAAAUUCAGAACUUAUCCUUCCAAACAUUGAAAUUCUGGCGUUUUAUCCGUCAAAACAUUAUCCAUCCAAACAAUUAAAAACUGGCCUUGUCCGUCCAAACAUUGAAAUUAUGGCCUUAUCCAUCCACACAUCGCAAUUCUGACCUUAUCCUUCCAAACAACGGAAUUCAGGAGUUAUCCUUUCAACCACUGGAAUUGUCACCUUCCUUGUUUAAACAUUCGAAUUGUGACCUUUUCCUUCAAAACUUUAGAAUGGUGACCUUAUCCGUCAAACCAUUGUUAUUCUGGUCUUAUCUGUCCAAGCAAUGGCAUUCUGACGUUAUCCUUUAAAACAUCUGAAUUCUACCCUUUUGCGUCCAAACACUUGAAUAAUGACCUUAUUUUUCCAAACGUUGGAAUUGUGACCUUACCCUUCCAAACACUGCAGUUUUAACCUUCGUUGUCCAAACGUUGCAGUUGUGACCUUAUCCGUCUCCAGCCUUACUUGUCCAAACACUGGAAUUCUGACAUUCUCUUUUGAGACACUGGUAUUUUGGCCUUAUCCUCCGAAACAUGGGAAUUCUGACCUUAUUCAUCCAAUCACUCCAAUUCUGACCUUAUCUGUCCAAACAUUGCAAUUCUGACCUUCUCAUUCUCGCCUUAUCUAUCCAAACAUUAGAAUUCUGGCUUUAUCUGUCCAAACAGUGCAAUUCUGGCCUUAUCCUUCCAAACAUUGGAAUUUUGACCUUAUCUGUCCAAAGACUGGAAUUGUGACCUUAUCAGUCCAAACAUUACAAUUUUGGCCUUAUCCUUCCAAACCUUAGAAUUCUGGCCUUAUCGGUCGAGACAUAAGAAUUCUGGCCUUAUCUGUCCAAUCUUUGUAAUUCUGGCCUUAUUUGUCCAAGCAUUGGAAUUCUAUCCUUAUCUGUCGAAACACUGGAAGUUUCGCCUUAUCUGCCCAAACAUUGUAAUUCUGACCUUAUCAGUCUAAACAUUAGAAUUCUGGCCUUAUCUGUCCAAUCUUUGUAAUUCUGGCCUUAUUUGUCCAAGCAUUGGAAUUCUAGCCUUAUCUGUCCAAACAUUGAAAUUCUGACCUUAUCGGUCCAAACACUGGAACUCUGGCCUUAUCUGUCCAGACAUUGGAAUUCUUGCCUUAUCUGUGGAAACAUUGAAAUUCUGACCUUAUCUGUGCAAAUAUUAGAAUUCUGGCCUUAUCCUUCCAAACAUUAGAAUUCUGACCUUAUCUGUGCAAACACUGGAAUUCUCACCUUAUCUGUCCAAUCAUUAGAAUUCUGGCCUUCAUUGUCCAAACAUUGGAAUUCUGAUCUUAUCCCUCCAACUAUUCAAAUUCUGACCUUACCCUUCCAAACACUGGCAUUCUGGCCUUAUCUGUCCAAAUACUGGAAUGCUGACCUUAUCUCUGCAAACAUUGGAAUUGUGCCCUUUUCUGUCCAACCAAUGUAAUUCUGGCCUCAUCCGUCCACACAUUGGAAAUCUGACCUUAUCCGUCAAAACAUUAGAAUUCUUACCUUAUCUUUCGAAACGUUGGAAUUCUGGUCUUAGCUUUCGAAACAUUAGAAUUCUGACCUUAUCUAUCCAAACAUUGGAAUUCUGAUGUUAUCUUCCCAAACAUGGAAAUGCUGACGUUAUUGUCCAAACAUAAGAACUCUUCCCCUAUCUGUCUAAACAUUGCAAUUCAGGCCUUAUCUUUCCAAACAAUGGAAUUCUGACCUUAUCCCUGCAAACAUUGGAAUUCUGAUCUUAUCCUUCCAAAUAUUGCAAUUGUUGCCUUAUCGGUCUAAAUAUUGGAAUUCUGAUUUUAUGUUUCCAAACAUUAAUUCUGACCUUAUCUUUCCAAAAAUUGGAAUUCUGUCCUUAUUCUUCCAAACACUGGAAAUGUUACCUUAUCCGUCGAGACAUUGGAAUUCUGACCUCUCUUUCCACACAUUGGUAUUCUAACCUUAUCUUUCCAAACAUUGGAAUUCUGGCCUUAUCUGCCCUUACAUUGGAAUUCUAAUCUUAUUCGUCCGAACAUUGGAAUUCUGAGCUUAUCUUUCCAAAGAUUGGAAUUCUAACCUUAUCUUUCCAAAGAUUGGAAUUCUAACCUUAUCCUUCCAAACACUGGAAAUCUUGCCUUAUCUGUCAAAACAUUGCAAUUCUGACCAUAUCUUUCCAAACAUUGGUAUUCUAACCGUAUCCUUCCAAACAUUGGAAUUCAGACCUUAUCCUUCCAAACAGUGGAAUUCUGGCUUUAUUUGUCCAAACAUUAUAAUUUUGAUUUUACCUUUCCAAACAUUUGUAUUCUGGCGUUAGCUUUCCAAACAACCGCUCGCUGGAGCCUUUAGAGCACUGAGUACGAAUGGGUAAGUCGGUUGACUUUUGUCAUAUUGUAUAUUGGAAUUCUGAUCUUAUCCUUCUAAGCAUUGGAAUUAUUACCUUGUAUUUCAAAACAUUAAAAUUCUGGUCUUAUCCUUCGAAACACUGGAAUUCUGACCAUAUCCGUCCAAAUAUUAAGAUUUUGGGCUUAUCCUUCCAAACAUUGGAAUUCUGACUAUAUCUUUCCAAACAUUGGAAUUCUAACCUUAUCCUUCCAAACAUUGGAAUUCUGACCUUAUCUGUCCUAGCAUUGUAUUCUGAACUUAUCUGUCCAAACAUUGGGAUUCUCAUCAUAUCUUUCCAAACAUUGGAAUUCUAACCUUAUCCUUCAAACAUUGGAAUUCUGGCCUUAUCUCUCGUACUAUUGGUAUUCUGAACUUAUCCGUCCAGACAUUGGAAUUCUGACCUUAUUUUUCAAAACCUUUGAAUUGUUACCUUAUCAAUCCAAUCACUGGAAUUCUGACUUUAUCUGUCCAAACAUUGGAAUUUUGACCUUAUCCGUCCAAACAUUAGAAUUCUGACCUUAUCUUUCAAAACACUGGAAUUCAGUCCUUUUCUUUCCACACCGUGGAAUUGUGAUCUUAUCCGUCCAAACAUUGGAAUUGUGACCUUAUCUUUCAAAACAUUGGAAUUCUGGCCUUAUUUCUCCUAAAAUUAGAAUUCUGAUCUUAUCCUUCAAAACAUUGGAAUUCUGACCAUAUCCGUCCAAACAUUAGAAUUCUGACCUUAUUCUUCCAAGCACAAGAAUUCUCGCCUUCUCCUUUCAAAUACUGGAUUUCUGGUCUUAUCCCUCCAAGCAUUCGAAUUCUGGCCUUACCCUUCCAAACAUUGGAAUUCUGCUUUUAUCUUUCCAGACAUUGGAAUUCUGGCCUUAUCCUUCCAACCAUUAGAAUUCUGGCCUUAUCUGUCCGUAAAUUGGUAUUUUGAACUUAUCCGUCCAAACAUUGGAAUUCUGACCAUAUCUUUCCAAACAUUGGAAUUCUAACCUUAUCCUUCCAAACAUUGGAAUUCUGGCCUUAUCUGUCCGAACAUUGGUAUUCUGAACUUAUCUGGCCUUAUACCUCCUAGCAUUGGUAUUCUAAACUUAUCCGUCCAGACAUUGGAAUUCUGACCUUAUCUUUGGAAACAUUGUAGUUCUGACCUUAUCUUUCAAAACCUUUGAAUUGUUACCUUAUCAAUCAUAUCAUUGGAAUUCUGACUUUAUCUGUCCAAACAUUGGGAUUCUGACCUUAUCCUUCCAUACAUUGGAAUUUUGGCCUUAUCUGUGCAAACAAUGGAAUUCUGAAUUUGUUUCCAAACAUUGGAAUUUUGGCUUUAUCCGCUCAACGCUUCGAUUUCUCUUGUUAUUCUUCCAAGCACUGGAAUUCUGGCUUUAUCCUUUCAAACCUUGGAAUUCUGGCCGUAUCCUUCCACACAUUAAAAUUCUGGCCUCAUGCGUCCAAACGUUGGAAUUCUGACCUCAUCCUUCCAAACAUUGGAAUUCAGUCCUUUUCUUUCCACACCGUGGAAUUCUGAUCUUAUCUGUCCAAACAUUGGAAUUGUGACCUUAUCUUUCUAAACAUUGGAAUUCUAACCUUGUAUGUCCAAACAUUGGAAUUCUGACCUUAUCCGUCCAAACAUUAGAAUUCUGACCUUAUCCUUCCAAACACUGCCAUUCUCGCCUUCUCCUUUCAAAUAUUGGAUUUCUGGUCUUAUCCCUCCAAACACUCGAAGUCUGGCCUUACCUUUCCAAACAUUGGAAUUCUGAUUUUAUCUUUCGAAACACUGGAAUUCUGGCCUUAUCCAUUUAAAGAUUGUAUUUGUGGUCUUAUCCUUGUAAACAUUAGAAUUCUGACCUUAUCCGUCCAAAUAUUGGAAUUCUAACCUUAUCCUUUCAAGCAUUGGACUUCUGGCUUUACCUGUCCAAACAUCGGAAUUCUGACCUUAUCUUUCUAAACACUGGAAUUCUGGCCUUAUCCUUCCAAACAGUGGAAAUCUUACCCUAUCUGUGCAAAUAUUGGACUUCUGACCUUACCUUUUCAAACACUGGAAUUCUCAUCGUAUCCGUCAACUCAUUGGAAUUUGUUUUUUAUCUUUCCAAACAUUGGAAUUCUGGUGUUAUUUGUCUAGACACUGGAAUUCUGACCUUAUCUUUCCAAACAUUGGAAUUCUGACCUUUUCCUUCCAAAAUUGGAAUUCUGACCUUAUCCUUCCAAACAUAGGAAUAUUGGCUUUAUUUGUCCUAAGAUUUGAAUUCUGAUCUUAACUGUCCAAACAUUAGAAUUCUGACCUUAUCCUUCCAAACUGGAAUUUUGGCCUUAUCUGUCCAAACACUGGAAUUCUGAUCUUAUUCUUCCAAACAUUGGCAUUCUGGCCUUAUCCUUCCAAACAUUGGAAUUGUGGUUUUACCCUUGCAAACAUUGGAAUUCUGACUGUUACAUAUUAAAGCCGUUGCUGAUAGCAACGUGUCCUCUAAAUUCCCUGAAGGGUACUUUUGCAUUUGAGCGCAAUGUUUAAAAUUCAAUUUGAGCUAAUAGUUGACAGGAAGAGAAGAAUUGAGAUAUAGAAACCGAAGACCCAGAGUUUUUUCCAAGUGUUUUUCAUCCUUUAGCGAAUUUCUCAUCAGGAUAUUUGGCCUUUUUCCUUUUUUCAGCGAAUCAUUCUGUUAAUGCUUGUAAUGUAGAAGUGAAAAGAGGUAAUCCGAUUGUGACGCGUGAAUGGUGAAUAAACUAAAAUCGUUAGAAAAUACUGAGACAGUGAGUAUCAAAUGAAUCUUCAAGAACAGCGAAACGACGACAACAUUAUUUGACUAGCGGAACAGAAGAAAGAUCCUGAAGGUCCUGCCUGCGGCGAAAAUAUGGAAGAAUCAGCCGACGAAUUUAAACAUCAAUAGAAAUCCCUUGCUGGCUUCCUCGGUCGAGUGAGCACGUGGAUGAGGAACGCAACUGCAUGCAUCGCGGAUAAGAGAGUCAGCGACUUAGAGAGUGUGCGAAAGGAAUUUAUCAGAAUUAUAUCGUGAAGAACUAGCCAGAAGGCGAACUUGAGCUGUGCCAAUAAGAAUAAAAAGCCCAAACACGACCCUGAGCAGGGCAGGAAAAAAGAACCACUAGGGGAGGGGUGCAAGACGCCUAUGCUGCUCUAAGGACCAUGAGGUUGCUGAGUGUGAGCAAUUUAUAUCUGAUGAAAUUCAAGCUUGGUUGGAUAAAGUUAAGGGGAACAAAUUGUGCCAUGUCUGUUUGAAACCGGGUCAUAUGCGAGGUCGGUGUGAAUCAAGAAUCUUUUGCAGUUCUGGAAGUGACAGGUGACACCACAGAUUGUUGCAUAAUCCCUGUAGACUAAGAGAUGCGAUUGCUACACGGGAUCCCCAUCUGGACAGACAAAGGGAGAUACAGGCAGCACAGGCUGACAUCCAGUACAAGGAUUAAGGAGCGCAAUUUCCUCAAAAUCCAAGAGUGAUGGAAUGGUACUCAACCAUCACAGAAGCUCCUUCAAGAACUGUUUUGGUGCACGUUGUGCAAGUUAAAGUAAUAGCGCCUAGUGGUUCUUCACUGACAACUUACGCAUUACUAGACAGUGCUUCUCGAGAAACUAUUAUCAGCAAGAUAACAGUCCAGCAAACAGUCUGGGUUUCAAAGAACUGCUACAGCUUGUGUGCAUGAGCACUGCUGUAGAUAAAACGAGCUAACAUUUCCAGUUGGUGCGCUUCGAGUUGCAGUCAGCUACAGGGACAGAAGAAAUUAUCAAAGUGGAAGAGGGGCUAGUGUCAAAAAUGUUCAAUAUACCAGAAAGGUGUCUUCCUGACGACAUCGAUAACAGUUGCUAUCCCCACCUGAAAGAUAUAGAUAUUCCCGAGGUUCUGAUCAAGGCUGUCUCCGUUCUCAUAGGAAAGGAUGUACAUUAUGCUCAUGAGGUGUUCGAAGUCCGAAAGCCUAGCUCACCUGACAACCAUAUGAAGACGUUGCGACGCCCUCUGGGGUGGGUUGUGACUGGAGUGGUUGCGGGACACCCUUCCUCCAAGGAGAUCAGUGUGAACUUUACAAACUGCAAAAAGAAUCUGUGUGAAUUAGUUGAAGCUUUCAAGUUAGCACGUGGAUGAGGAACGCAAAUGCAUGCAUCGCGGAUAAGAGAGUCGGUGACUUAGAGAGUGUUUGAAAGGAAUUUAUGAGAAUUGUAUCGUGAAGAACUUGCCAGAAGGCGAACUUGAUCGUGUGAAAGACAGGUACACAGAAAUAGUAGUUCAGUAUGAAGAAUGCACAUUAUUAAUGAUUGUUUAAUGCAAAUGAAGAAAACGAGUACUAAAGGAAAGUCAGUUGAAUCCGCGCCUUCUUUGAAAUGAUCAAGAUUAAACGAUUUAAGAGGGGAUAUCGAAAUGAAAAAGUUAAUAUCAGAGCAAGAGCAAGAACUGGGACAAUUUGAACUUGAGAUGGAGAGAAAGAAAAUUGAACUGGAAUUUGAAAAGAAGAAAAGAGUAUGCGAACUAAAAUUUCCGAUGCAAAUAGCCAAGAAAGAGGCCCAGCUUUUAGAAGAUGAUAGGAGCGAUAGCAGCAGCCAACGCGGUCUUGGGGGUAAAAGUGGUUUCGAGUUUCUACCGACAAUGAGUGAUGAAGAAAAGAUUGAGAAAUGGAGAGCGACCUGUGCCAAUAACAAUAAAAAGCCCAAACAUGACCCUGAGCAGGGCGGGAAAAAAGAACCACUAGGGGAGGGGUGCAAGAUGCCUAAGAACGAAGCUCAAAGGGACAAGCCCGUUUUUGAGGGUAACCAGACUUCAGCUAUCCUGUUGAGCCAACAAUGCUUCAGGGGAUGCACCCUAUUAAAUUCUCAAGAAACCCAAGUGAUUACCCAACCUUCAGAAACAGACUUCGAGAUCAUUUGGAGGAUGGAAUCUUGAAUGAUAGUCAGAAAUUAGAAUUUCUUCCUAAGUUUUUGUCCGGCAAAGCAUAUGAAGUACUCGAGAGAGUCUCGGGAUGUUCUUACGAUUCAAUCCUAAGAAUUUUACACAAGCAUUAUGGUCAGGGAGCCGCUGUCGCUGCCGCGUGUAUAGAAAGUUUGACAAAGGGGCCAAAGCUGCAGAAUAACGGCUGUACUGGUUUACGUAAUUUCGCUGAGCAACUCGAGGCUGCCUCAAAGAAACUUUCCAGGCAUUAUGAACUAGAAGCUAGUACAAUGGUGAACCUGAGACAAAUAGUUACACUCUUACCAAACUAUCUAGUAAAUAAACGGGGAGAAGUUUCAUACAGCAUUCGGGAAAAGGGAAGAAUCCCACGGCUGUCAGAUCUUUCAAAGUUUGUCAGGCGCCAGGCAGCAAUUAAAAAUGAUUCAUGAUUUGCCACUGACAAGAAGCCGGAAAGGCAAAAUGGAAGGAGUAUCAAGGGGCCGACUUCAAAUUCAAGAGGGCACAGGAAUGCGUUUCAUACAGACCUCAAAGACGGAAGCUUAAGCAUUAAUUAUCAGAACCCUGAGAAAUGCAACCUUAGGCGAUGCUUGCGCUGCUCUAAGGACCAUGAGCUUGCUGAGUGUGAGCAAUUUAUACCUGAUGAAAUUCAAGCUCGGUUGGAUAUAGUUAAGCAGAACAAAUUGUGCCAUGUCUGUUUGAAAUCGGGUCAUAUGUGAGGUCGGUGUGAAUCGAGAAUCUUUUGCAGUUCUGGAAGUGACAGACCACACCACAGAUUGUUGUUUCAUCCCUUUAGACUAAGAGAUGCCAUUACUGCACAGGAUCCCCAUCUGGACAGACAAAGGGAGAUACAGGCAGCACAGACCGACAUCCAGUACAAGGAUCAAGGAACGCAAUUUCCUCAAAAUCCAAGAGCGAUGGAACAGUACGCGACCAACACAGAAGCUCCUUCAAGAACUGUUUUACUACACGUUGUGCAAGUUAAAGUAAUAGUGCCGAGUGGUUCUUCACUAACAACUUACGCAUUACUAGACAAUGCUUCUAGAGGAACUAUUAUCAGCAAGAUAACAGUCAAGCGAACAGUCUGGGUUUCAAAGGACUGCCACAGCUUGUGUGCGUGAACACUGUUGUAGAGAAAACGAGCUAACAUUUCCAGUUGGUGCGCUUCGAGUUGCAGUCAGCUACGGGGGCAAGAGAAAUUAUCAAAGUAGAAGAGGGGCUAGUGUCAGAAAAGUUCAAUAUACCAGAAAGGUGUCUUCCUGAGGACAUUGAUAACAGUUGCUAUCCCCACCUGAAAGAUAUAGAUAUUCCCGAGGUUCAGGUCAAGGCUGUCUCUAUUCUCAUAGGAAAGGAUGUAGAACAUGCUCAUUAGGUGUUCGAAGUCCAAAAGCCUAGCUCACCUGACAACUGUCUGAAGACGUUGCAAGGCCCUCUGGGGUGGGUUGUAACUGGAGUGGUUGCGGGACACCCUUCCUGCAAGGAGAUCAGUGUGAACUUUACAAACUGCAAAAAGAAACUGUGUGAAUUAGUUGAAGCUUUCUGGAAGUUAGAAGCCUUUGGUAGGCAAGGUGCCCCUGAGGGUGAACAAGUUAACAGGCUAUCAACACCGCAUAACUGGUCCAUGGAAGAUAUAAAGCACAACUAGGUUGUCUGACGGGCGUUAUGAGACAGGUCUGUUGUGGCGUAAUGAAGACGUCUGGUUACUCAACAACCAUUGUGAAGCAGAGAGGAGAAAGUGCAGCCUGAAAAGGAGAGUCUCUAGAGACCCGGAUCUCGAGCAGAGAUACCGUGCAGUGAUGAAGAAUACAUCGGCAAGAGUUAUGCCCGUAAGCUCUCACCGGAAGAAGCUGAUCACCUAAGUGAAAAAGGUGGCAGCAAGCACAAUUGCUGGCCAAUGACUAUUGGAGACACUGGCUUAAAGAGUACGUACCAACUUUGCAGGAAAGACCCAAGAGGCAACAGAAAAAAAGGAACCGUCAAGUCUGAGACUUUGUUCUUGUGGCUGAUGAUAACGUUGCAAGGAACCAGUGGACCUUGGGACGAAUUGAAAACUUGUUUCCCAGAGCGGAUGGAUUCAUGAGACUGUGGAAGUGCAGGCAAACGGAGCAACACUUAAACGGCCAGUGACCAAGUAGUGCUUAUAAGAAGGAGUAAAUGAUGAAUAGGGAUGAACUUUAAAGAACAUUGUAUGAACCUGAACGAAAUCCGUUGCCAAUAGCAAGGCAUCCCCUAAAUUCCCUGAUGGGUACUUUUGCAUUCAAGUGUGAUGUUUAAAAUUCAGUUUGAGCUAGCAGUUGACAUGAAGAGAAGAAUAUUGAGAUGUAAAAACCGAAGACCCGGAGAAAAUUCACCCUAGUGUAAGUACUUUUUUCCAACAGUUUUUCAUCCUUUAGCAAAUUUCUCAUCAGGAUAUUUGCCUUUUUCCUUUUUCCACGAAUCUUUCUGUUAGUCAUUCUGUUAAUGCUCAUAAUGUAGAAGUGGAAAGAGGCGAGCCCGAUUUUGACACGUGAAUGGUGAACAAACUUGAAUUGUUAGAAAAUACUGAGACACUGAGUAUCAAAUGAAUCUUCAAAAACAGCGAAGCGACGACAACACUGACCUUACCCUUCCAAACAUUGCAAUUCUUACCUUUUCUGUCAAAACAUUGGAAUUCUGAUUUUAUCUUUCCAAACGUUAGAAUUUUCGCCUUCUCUGUCGAAACCUUGGAAUUCUAACCUUAUCUUUCCAAACAUUGGAAAUCUUACUUAAUCUGCCCAAACAUUGGAAUUCUGGCGUUAUCUUUCCAAACAUGGCAAUUCUCACCUUAUCCUUCCAAACAUUGGAAUUCUCACCUUAUCUUUCCAAACAUUGGAAUUCUGACCUUAUCCUUCCAAACAUUGGAAAUCUUACCUCCUCUGUCCAAACAUUGGAAUUCUGACCUUAUCCUUCCAAAGAUUGAAAUUCUUCCUCUGUUUGUCCUAACAUUGGAAUUCUUACCUUAUCUUUCCAAACAUUGGAAUUCAGACCUUAUCUUUUCGCACCUUGGAAUUUUUACCUUAUCCGUCCAAACAUUGGAAUUCUGACCUUCUCCUUCCAGCUACUGGAAUUCUGGCCUUAUCUGUCCAAACAUUGGAAUUUUUAUUUUAUCUUUCCAACAUUAGAAUUCUGGCCUUAACUGUCCAAACAUUGGAAUUCUAAGCUUAUCCUUCCAGACAUUGGAAUUCUGGCCUUAUCUGUCCUAACAUUGAUAUUCUGAACUUAUCCGUCCAAACAUUGGAAUUCUGACCUUAUCUUUGCAAAUAUUGGAAUUGUAACCUAAUAUUUCAAAACCUUUAAAUUCUGACCUUAUCCUUCCGUACAUUAGAAUUCUGGCCUUAACUGUCCAAACAUUGGAAUUCUAAGCUUAUCCUUCCAAGCACUGGAAUUCUGCCUUUAUCCUUUGAAACAUUGGAACUCUGACCUUAUCCUUUCACACAUUAAGAAUGUGGCCUUAUGUGUCCAGACAUUGAAAUUCUGACCUUAUCCGUCCAGACAUUAGAAUUCUGACCUUAUCCGUCCAAACAUUAGAAUUCUGACCUUAUCCUUCCAAACAUUGGAAUUAAGUCCUUUUCUUUCCACACGGUGGAAUUCUGAUCUUAUCCGUCCAGACAUUGGAAUUCUGACCUUAUCUUUCCAGACAUUGGAAUUCUGACCUUAUCAUUCCAAACAUUGGAAUUCUGCCCUUAUCCUUGCAAACAUUAGAAUUCUGACCUUAUUUUUCCAAACAUUAGAAUUCUGACCGUUGCUUUUCAAAGAUUGGAAUUCGGACCUUAUCCCCCCCAAAACAUUGGAAUUCUGGCCUUAUCCUUUCAAACAUUAAAAUUCUGGCCUUAUCCUUUCAAACAUUAAAAUUCUGGCCUUAUCCUUGAAAACAUUAGAAUUCUGGUCUUAUCUGUCCAAACAUUAGUGUUCUGGCCUUUUCCCUCCAAACAUUAGACUUCUGGCCUUAUCCCUCGAAACAUUACAAUUCUGGCCUUAUCUUUCCAAACAUUAGAAUUCUGGCCUUAUCCCUCCAAACAUUAGAACUCUGGCCUUGUCCCUCCAAACAUUAGAACUCUGGCCUUAUCUUUCCGGACAUUAGAAUUCUCUCCUUAUCCUUCCAAACAUUGGAAAUCUGGCGUUAUCUGUCCAAACAUUUGAAGUCUGAGCAUAUCCGUCCAAACAGUGGGAUUUUGGCCUUAUCGUUCCAGACAUUGGAAUUCUGACCUUAUCCCUCCAAACAUUAGAAUUCUGACCUUAUCCUUCCAAACAUUUUUAAUUCUCGCCUUAUCCUUCCAAACAUUAUAAUUCUGACCUUAUCCUUCCAAACAUUAGAAUUGUGGCCUUAUCUUUCCAAACAUUAGAAUUUUGGCCUUACCCCUUCAAACAUUUGAAUUUUGGCCUUAUCCCUCCAAACAUUAGAAUUCGGGCGUUAUCUUUCCAAACAUUAGAAUUCUGGCCUUAUCCUUCCAAACAUUAGAAUUCUGACCUUAUCCCUCCAAACAUUAGAACUCUGGCCUUAUCUCUCCAAAGAUUAGAAUUCUGGCCUUAUUCCUUCAAAGAUUGGAAUUCUGACCUUAUCUUUCCAAAUAUUAGAAUUCUCUCGUUAUCCCUCGAAACAUUAGAAUUCUGACCGUAUCCUUCCAAACAUUGGAAUUCUGACCUUAUCCUUCCAACUACUGGAAUUCUGGCCUUAUCUGUCCAAACAAUGGAAUUCUUAUUUUAUCUUUCCAAACGUUAGAAUUCUGGCCUUAACUGUCCAAACAUUGGAAUUCUGACCGUUUCUUUCCAAACAUUGGAAUUUUGACCUUAUCCUUCCAAACACUGGAAGUCUUACCCUAUCUGUCCGAACAAUGGAAUUCUUAUUUUAUCUUUCCAAAUAUUACAAUUCUGGCCUUAACUAUCCAAACAUUGGAAUUCUGACCUUUUCUUUCCAAACAUUGGCAUUUUGACCUUAUCCUUCCAAACAUUGGAAGUCUUACCUUAUCUGUCGGAACAAUGGAAUUCUUAUUUUAUCUUUUCAGCCAUUAGAAUUCUGGUCUUAACUGUCGAAACAUUGGAAAUCUAACCUUAUCCUUCCAAACAUUGCAAUUCUGGCCUUAUCUGUCCUAACAUUGAUAUUCUGAACUUAUCCGUCCAAACAUUGGAAUUCUGACCUUAUCUUUGCAAAUAUUGGAAUUCUAACCUAAUCUUUCAAAACCUUUAAAUUCUUACCUUAUCAAUCCAAACAUUGGUAUUCUGACCUUAUCUGUCCAAACAUUGGGAUUCUGACCUUAUCCUUCCAUACAUUGAUAUUUUGGCUUUAUCUGUCCAAAGACUGGAAUGCUGAAUUUAUGAUUCCAAACAUUGGAAUUUGGGCUUAUCCGUUCAAAGCUUGGAUUUCUCUUCUUAUCCUUCCAAGCACUGGAAUUCUGCCUUUAUCCUUUCAAACAUUGGAACUCUGACCUUAUCCUUUCACACAUUAAAAAUGUGGCCUUAUGUGUCCAGACAUUGAAAUUCUGAUCUUAUCCGUCCAAACUUCAGAAUUCUGACUUUAUCCUUCCAAACAUUGGAAUUCAGUCUUUUUCUUUCCACACGGUGGAAUUCUGAUCUUAUCGGUCCAAACAUUGGAAUUCUGACCUUAUCCUUCAAAACAUUGGAAUUCUGGCCUUAUUUCUCCUAAAAUUAGAAUUCUGAUCUUAUCCUUCAAAACAUUGGAAUUCUGGCCUUGUCUGUUCAAACAUUGGAAUUCUGACCUUAUCCGUCCAAACAUUAGAAUUCUGACCUUAUCCUUUGAAACACCGGAAUUCUCGCCUUGUCCUUUCAGAUAUUGGAUUUCUGGUUUUAUCCCUCCAAACAUUGGAAUUCUGAUUUUAUCUUUCCAAACACUGGUAUUCUGGCCUUAUCCAUUUAAAGAUCGGAUUUGUGGUCUUAUCUGUCCAAACAUUGAAAUUCUGACCUUAUCUUUGCAAACAUUGGAAUUCUAACGUUAUGUUUAAAAGCCUUUAAAAUUCUUACCUUAUCAAUCCAAACAUUGGAAUUCUAACCUUACCUGGUUAAACAUUGGGAUUCUGACCUUAUGUCUCCAUACAUUGGUAUUUUGGCCUUAUCUGUCCAAACACUGGAAUUCUGAAUUUAUGUUUCCCAACAUUGGAAUUCUGGGCUUAUCCAUUGAAAGCUUGGAUUUCUCUUCUUAUCCUUCCAAGCACUGGAAUUCUGGCUUUAUUCUUUCAAACAUUUGAACUCUGACCUUAUCCUCCCACACUUUGAAAUUCUGACCUUAUCCGUCCAAGCAUUAGAAUUCUGACCUUAUCCUUCCAGAGAUUGGAAUUCUGGUCUUAUCUGUCCUAACAUUGAUAUUCUGAACCUAUCCAUCCAAACAUUGAAAUUCUGACCUUAUCUUUGCAAACAUUAAAAUUCUAAGCUUAUCUUUCAAAACCUUUGAAUUCUUACCUUAUUAAUCCAAACAUUGGAAUUCUGGCCUUAUCUGUGCAAACAUUGGGAUUCUGACCUUAUCUUUCCAUACAUUGAUAUUUUUGGCCUUAUCUGUCCAAACAUUGGAAUUCUGGGCUUAUCCAUUCAAAGCUUGGAUUUCUCUUCUUAUCCUUCCAAGCACUGGAAUUCUGGCUUUAUCCUUUGAAACAUUGGAACUCUGACCUUAUCCUUUCACACAUUAAAAUACUGGCCUUAUGUGUCCAAACAUUGAAAUUCUGACCUUAUCCGUCCAAACAUUAGAAUUCUGACCGUUAUUUUUCCAAACAUUCGAAUUCUCACCUGAUCCUUCAAAACAUUGGAAUUCUGGCCUUAUUUCUCCUAACAUUAGAAUUGUGAUUUGUGGAAUUCUGGCCUUGUCUGUCUCAACACUGGAAUUCUGAACUUAUCCGUCGAAACAUUAGAAUUUUGACCUUAUCCUUCCAAAUACUGGAAUUCUUGCCUUCUCCUUACAAACAGUGGAUUUCUUGUCUUAUCCCUCGAAACGUUAGAAUUCUGGCCUUACCCUUCAAAGCAUUGGAAUUCUGAUUUUAUCUUUCCAAACAUUGGAAUUCUGGCCUUAGCUGCCGAAACAUUGUAAUUGUGAGCUUAUCUUUCCAAACAUUGGAAUUCUGACCUUAUCCAUUCAAAGAUUGGAUUUCUGGUGUUAUCGUUGCAAACAUUAGAAUUCUGCCCUUAUCCGUCCAAAGACUGGAAUUCUGACCUUAUCUGUCCAAAGACUGGAAUUCUAACCUCAUCCUUUCAAGCACUGGACUUCUGGCUUUACCUGUGCAAACAACGGAAUUCAGACCUUAUCUUUCUAAACAUUGGAGUUUUGUCCUUAUCCUUCCAAACAUUGGAAACCUUAUCCUGUCUGUGCAAACAUUAGAAUUCUGACCUUACCUUUCCAAACAUUGGAUUCUUAUCUUAUCUGUCAACACAUUGGAAUUCUUAUUUUAUCUUUCCAAACAUUGGAAUUCUGUCCUUAUCUGUCCAGACAGUGGAAUUCUGACCUUCUCUUUUCAAACAUUGGAAUUCUGACCUUUUCCUUCCAAACAUUUUAAUUCUGACCUUAUCCUUCCAAGCACUGGAAUUCCGGCUUUAUUUGUCCUAACAUUUGAAUUCUGAUCUUAUCCGUCCAAACACUGGAACUCUGACCUUAUCCUUCGAAACACUGGAACUCUCCCCUUAUCUGUCUAAACAUUGAAAUUCUCAUUUUAUCUUUCUAAACAUUGGAAUUCUUGCCUUAUUAUUCCAAACAUUGGACUUGUGAUCUUAUCUUUCCAAUUAUUUAAAUUCUGAUCUUAUCCUUACAAACAUUGGAAAUCUUACCUUAUCUGUCGAAACAUUGGAAUUCUGACGCUAUGUUUCCAAACAUUGGAGUUCUUGCCUUAGUUCUCCAAACAUUUGAAUUUUGAUCUUAUCAAUCCAAACAUUGGAAUUCAGACCUUAUCUUUCCAAGUUGUUAAAUUUUCGCCUUUUCUGUCCAAACAUUAGAAUUCUGACGUUAUCCUUGCAAACAUUAGAAUUCUGGCUCUAGCUGUGAAAGAUUGCAAUUCUGAUUUUAUCUUUCCAAAGAUUGGAAUUCUGGCCUUAACUGUCGAAACAUCUGAAUUCUGUCCUUAUCUUUGCAAAUUAUUGAAUUUUCGCCUUAUCUGUCCAAACAUUAGAAUUCUGGCCUUAUCUUUCCAAACAUUAGAAUUCUGGCGUUACCCCUUCAAACAUUUGAAUUUUGGCGUUAUCCCUCCAAACAUUACAAUUCUGGCCUUAUCUUUCCAAACAUUGGAAUUUUGGCCUUAUCUUUCCAAACAUUGGAAUUCUGGCCUUAUCUUUCCAAACAUUGGUAAUCUGUCCUUAUGUUUGCAGACAUUGGUAUUCUGUCCUUAUCUUUCCAAACAUUAGAAUCCUGACCUUAUCCCCCUAAAACAUUGGAAUUCUGGCCUUAUCCUUUCAAACAUUAAAAUUCUGGCCUUAUCCUCCCAAACAUUAGAAUUCUGGCCUUAUCAUUCGAAGCAUGAGAAUUGUGGCCUAAUUUGUCCAAAGAUUAGAAUUCUGGCCUUAUCCUUGCAAGCAUUAGAAUUCUGGUCUUAUCUGUCCAAACAUUAGUGUUCUGGCCUUAUUCCUCCAAACAUUAGACUUCUGGCCUUAUCCCUCGAAACAUUACAAUUCUGGCCUUAUCCCUAGAAAGACUGGAAUUCUGACCUUAUCUUUCCAAACAUUAGAAUUCUCUCCUUAUCCUUCCAAACAUUGGAAUUCUGGUCUUAUCCUUCCAAACACUGGAAAUGUGGCCAUAUCUGUCCAAACAUUGGAAGUCUGAGCAUAUCCGUCCAAACAGUGGGAUUUUGGCCUUAUCGUUCCAGACAUUGGAAUUCUGACCUUGUCUUUCCAAACAUUUGAAAUCCUACCUUAUCUCUGCAAACACUGGAAUUCUGAUCUUCCCUUUCCAAACAUUGGAAUUCUGAUUUUACUUUUCUAGACAUUAGAAUUCUGACCUUAUCCUUCGAAACAUUGGAAUUCUCUCCUUAUUUGGAAUUGUGGCCUUAACUGUGAAAACAUUGGAAUUCUGACCUUAUCCUUCCAAACAUUGGAAUUCUGACCUUAUCUUUCCAAACAUUGUAAUUCUGACCUUAUCCUUCCAAACAUUAGAAUUCUUGCCUUAUCUUUCCAAACAUUGGAAUUCUGGCCUUAUCUUUCCAAACAUUGGUUUUCUGUCCUUAUCUUUGCAAACAUUGGUAUUCUGUCCUUAUCUUUCCAAAUGUUAGAAUUCUGAGCGUAUCUUUUCAAAGAUUGGAAUUCUGACCUUAUCCCUUCAAACAUUAAAAUUCUGGCCUUAUCCUUCCAAACAUUAGAAUUCUGGCCUUAUUCCUUCAAACAUUUGAAUUCUGGCCUUUUCCCUCCAAACAUUAGAACUCUGGCCUUAUCCCUCCAAACAUUAGAAUUCUGGCCUUAUGCCUUCAAAGAUUGGAAUUCUGACCUUAUCUUUCCAAACAUUAGAAUUCUUUCCUUAUCCCUCCAAACAUUAGAAUUCUGUCCCUUUCUUUCCAAACAUUAGAAUUCUGACCGUAUCCCUUCAAACAUUAGAAUUCUGUCCCUUUCUUUCCAAACAUUAGAAUUCUAACCGUAUCCUUCCAAACAUUAGAAUUCUGGUCUUAUCUUUCCAAACAUUAGAAAUCUGGCCUGAUCCCUUCAAUCAUUAGAAUUCUGGCCGUAUCCCUUCAGACAUUUGAAUUCUGCCCUUAUCGCUCCAAACAUUAGAAUUCUGGCCUUAUUUUUCCAAACAUUAGAAUUCUGGCCUUAUCCCUUCAAAGAUUGGAAUUCUGUCGUUAUCUUUCCAAACAUUAGAAUUCUGACCGUAUCCUUGCAAACAUUGGAAUUCUGACCUUUUCCCUCCAAACAUUGGAAUUCUGACCUUAUCGUUUCAAACAUUGGAAUUCUGACCUUAUCGUUUCAAACAUUGGAAUUCUGGUCUUAUCUUUCCAAACAUUAGAAUUCUGGCCUUACCUUUCCAAACAUUAGAAUUGUGGGCUUAUCUUUCGAAACACUGGAAUUCUGGCCUGAUCUUUCUAAACAUUGGUAUUCUGACCUUACUUUUCGAAACAUUUUAAUUCCGAAUGUCAGGACUCCAAGCAUAUGAAUUCUGAGUGUCAUUAAGUGACGAGUGCCUUUACAUUAGAAUUCUGGCCUUAUCCCUUUAAAGAUUGGAAUUCUGACCUUAUCUUUUCAAACAUGAGAAUUCUGUCCUUAUCCCUCCAAACAUUGGAAUUCUGUCCUUAUCUUUCCAAACAUUAGAAUUCUGGCCUUAUACUUCUAAACAUUGGAAUUCUGACAUUAUCCCUCCAAACAUUGGAAUUCUAACCUUAUCCUUCGAGACAUUUUUAAUUUUGACCUUAUCCUUUUGAACGUUGGAAUUCUGGCCUUAUCUUUCCAAACAUUAGAAGUCUGGCCUUAUCUUUCAAAACAUUGGAAUUCUGGCUUUAUAUUUUCAAACAUUGGAAUUCUGGCGUUAUCUUUCCAAACAUUGGUAUUCUGUCCUUAUCUUUCCAAACAUUAGAAUUCUGACCGUAUCUUUUCAAAGAUUGGAUUGCUGACCUUAUCCCCCCAAACACUGGAAUUCUGACCUUAUCCUUCCAACCACUGGAAUUUUGGCGUUAUCUUUCCAAACAUUACAAUUCUGGUCUUCCCUUUCCAAACAUUGGAAUUCUGGCCUUAUCUUUUGAAACACUGGUAUUCUGUCCUUAUCUUUCCAAAUAUUAGAAUUGUGGCCUUAUCCUUCCAAACGUUGGAAUUCUGACCUUACUUUUCCAAACAUUUUAAUUCCGAAUGUCAGAACUGCAAGCAUAUGAACUCCGAGUGUCAUUACUCCAAGCAUGUGAAUUUCGAAUGUCAUUGCUCCAAACAUUUGAAUUCCAAAUGUCAUCAUUUCAAACAUGUGAUUUCCGAAUGCGAUUAUUCCAAAAUUUCAAUUGUGAAUGUCAUCACUCCAAAAAUUUUAAUUCCGAAUGUCACCAUUCUAAAUAUUUGAAUUUGGAAUGUCAUCAUUUUAGCAUUUGAAUUUCGAAUGUCUUCAUUCCAAACAUUUGAAUUCCGAAUGUUAUUACUCCAAACAUUUGAAUUCCGAAUGUCAUCACUCAAAAGAUUUGAAUUCCCUCCUUCAUUUUUCCAAAUAUUUGAAUUUCGACUGCCAUCACUCGAAACAUUUGAAUUCCGAAUGUCAUCAUUUCAAACAUAUGAAUUCUGAUGUUAUCCUUCCAAACAUUUGAAAUCUGAAUGUUGUCACUACAAGCGUUUGAAUUCCGAAUGUCUUCUGUCCAAGCAUUUUACUGCUGAAUGUCAUCCGUCCAAACAUUUAAAUUCCGAAUAUCAUCAUUUCAAGCAUUUGAAUUCCAAAUGUCAUCUUUCCAAACAUUUGAAUUCCAAAUAUCAUUAUUUCAAACAUGUGAUUUCCGAAUGGGAUUAUUCCAAACAUUGGAAAUAUGAAUUUCAUCACUCCAAAAAUUUUCAUUUUGAAUGUUACCAUUCCAAAUGUUUGAAUUUGGAAUGUCAUCAUUUUAAGCAUUUGAAUUUCGAAUGUCAUCAUCUUAAGCAUUUGAAUUUCGAUUGUCUUCAUUCCAAACAUUUGAAUUCCGAAUGUCAUUACUCCAAACAUUUGAAUUCCGAAUGUCAUCACUCAAAAGAUUUGAAUUCCCAACUUCAUCUUUCCAAAUAUUUGAAUUUCGAAUGUUAUCACUCCAAACAUUUGAAUUCCGAAAGUCAUUUUUUCAAACAUUUGAAUUCCGAUGUUAUCCUUCCAAACAUUUGAAUUCUGAAUGUUGUCACUACAAGCGUUUGAAUUCCGAAUGUCUUCUGUCCAAGCAUUUUACUGCUGAAUGUCAUCCGUCCAAACAUAUAAAUUCCGAAUAUCAUCAUUUCAAGCAUUUGAAUUCCAAAUGUCAUCUUUCCAAACAUUUGAAUUCCGAAUGUUGUCACUACAAGCGUUUGAAUUCCGGAUGUCACCUGUCGAAGCAUUUCACUUCUGACUGUCGUCUGUCCAAACAUUUGAAUUCCGAAUGUCAUCACCCCAAAAAUUUGAAUUCCGAAUUUCAUGACUCCAAGCAUCUGAAUGCCGGAUGUCAUCACUCCAAAAAUUGGAAUUACAAAUGUUUUAUAGUUCUUUUCCAGGUAGGUCUAUCGUUGACACCCUCCUGUUGUCAGUGAAGAUUGAUGUCUCUUCAUUUCAUGUUUCUCUUUGGAACACCUUUGAACCCUAAACUAGGUUUCCCUUGAUCACUCAUUCCCAAACAGAGUUAAGAGUUCUACAGCUGUUUUGAUAGUCUGUUGUUAACCAUUCUAUGCACUUACCAGGCCAUCUGAGAUUUUUCUCGCUGAGAACAGUCUCAUUGAUGUUAGUACUGUGUGGCAGAUAAUUUCCACAUUCGUGAUCUUUUUCUUCUAGGGUACGUUCAUUUUGACUGUUAGACGCUCAUCAUGUAAGCAGGGAUCUUCAUCACUUGUCUCUGAUAUAUAGUCUAUGUUUCAGACCAUACAGGAGUGAAGAGGGGACAACGGCCUGAAAGACCUUGCAGUUGACUUUGUUUUAGUGACAUGUUGGUUUUCCUUUUGCUGUCAUGUAGUUUUCCAAAAGUAGCACUUGCAUUUCCCACCCUGUAUCUGAGUUCACUGUCUAAGCUAGCGUUGUUGCAGAUAGUGCUUCCUAGGUAUUUGAAGUCGAACAACCGCACUAAGGCCUCUUGAUUGAUGGUUGUGUUUGUUGGCUCAGGAACUGAUGUAGGUUUUGCAUUGGUAGGUAUAAGCAUCAGUGUGACUUUGGAUGUAGAUACCGUCCCCAACACCAUCAAAAGUUACUUCUAGCAUUGCGGUUAUUUAGAGAGAGAACAGUGUUGCAGCAAGCACACUAUCUUGCUUGACACCAUUGAUGACUGCAAAUUCUUUGGAGAUAUGGUUUCCUUGAGCCCCAUGUGCUUGCAUUUCGUUGUGCAGUGUCUUCACCGGAUUGAUAAAUUUAGAAGGACAUUGAUACUUUCCGAGCACUUUCCUCAGGCCCUGAUGAGACAGUGUAUCAAAAGCCAUCUUGUUUGGUGUCCCAUAACUUCUCAUGAUAUUCAAUAGACUUUCUCUGUGUCGAGAAUCAAAGACUUUUUCAAAGUCCACAAAUUGUGCAUACAGACUUGCCCUCCACUCAUUUGCCUGCUCUAAGAUGUUUCCAAGUAUAAAGGUCUGUUCAGUUGUACUUCUCUUCAGUGGAAACCCAGCCUUCUCCUUUCUUGGUCCGCCUAACAGCGACCUUCCUGUUGUUACAUUUGUGCAAAUCACCUUUCUUGAAUACCUUGACAAAAACUCCCUUCUUCCACACUUUCGGCCACCUCUCAUUUUCCUAAAGCCUGUUGUAACAUCUAGUCAGCGUACUUGCAGUGUCUUCAAUGUCAGCUCUCAGUUACCCGGGACACACCUCAUCUACUCCAGCCACUUUCCCUGGCUUUGUCCCUUUCAUUACAUCCUUGACCUCUUGUUAUCGCGAUCUUCCUAGAUCUAUUUCCUCAAUCUCUUCUGAUUCUACUGUCUUAUCUUCUUUCACAGGAUUUGAAAGGAUUUGUUGAGUCAUCUCUGUUUAAUAUUUCACUAAAGUGCUCCACCCAUCUCUGUAGUCUUUCUCGUGUUCCAGUCCUAAGGACCCCUUUUUUGGCUUUAACACCUACUUCUCGUCUCUGCCAUUCUCCUGUUAUUGACUUGGUAAUGCUGAACAGCUCCUUGAAUAGUUCCUACCUUUCGCAGCAGCCUUUUCCUCUGUUGCAGCCCUCUUCUCUAACCAAUUUCUCCAAUCUUCCCUAGCACUCCUUUUCACUUCAGUGUUUUUCGCAUUAUACUUCCCUCUUCAUCUCUGUUUCAGUCGUUCCGAUCUUGCGCCCUCCAUUUUCAAUUUUGCCUCUUUCCUCUCCUUGAUCUUUUCCCAUGUUUUGUACAAUUUUUUCUUAUUCAUGGCUUAGAAAGUUUCUGUAUGUUGACAAAAUCUCACCGUGUCUUGCCUCCGAAUACUCUAUGUCUCCUAAAGCUUUAAUACUAUUCCUCAACUCAAUGUUCUAUCUGUACCUGAUCUCUUCACUUUGCAGUUUACUUAGGUCAAACCUUUACCUUACAUUCUUUCCUCCUUCAGGCCUUGCCAACUUUAGACUUAUUCUGGUUCUCACAAGGUAAUGGUCACUGUAUACGUCUGCUCGUCUCAUUACUCUGGUGUCUAAGAUGGUUCUCAUCUUUCCAUACUCUAAAAUAUAGUCAAUCUGGUUUACUCUCCUGCCAUCUGGUGACCUACAGGUCAGCCUUAAUAUGUCUUUUUGAGGCAAGAUUGUUCUUGUUAUGAUUAACCCACUUGUACUUCAAAAGUCACAUGACCUCUCCAUUGUCAUUUCCGUUAUGUAAUUUUACAAAAGUAGCAUUUACAUUUCCCGCCCUGUUUCUGAGUUUACUGUCUGGGCUAGCGUUGUUGGAGACUGUUUCCUAGGUAUCUGAAGUGGGUACACUGUACCAGGGCCUCUUGAUUGAUUGUUAUGGUUGUUGGGUCAGCAGCUGGAUCUAGGUGUUGCAUUGGCCGGUAAAGUACUCAGUUUUCUUGAUGUUGAUGUUGAGGCCAAAUUGGGAGGCAGCUCUGGCGAUCCUGUCCAAUAGACUCUGAAUGUCACCAACACUGUGGGCAACUAUAGCACUAUCACCUGCAAACAGCAUUUCCCUCACUAGGAUCUGGGUUGUGCGUGACAUCAAACAGGUCAGGAUUAGCAUUAGUUUGGAUGUAGAUACUGUUCCCAACACCGUCAAAGGCUACUUCUAGCAUUGCUGUUCGGUAGAGAGAGAACGGUGUCGGAGCAAGCACACUACCUUGUUUCACAUCAACCGGUGACUGCAAAUUCCUCGAAGAUGUAUUUUCUUGAGCCACAUGUACCUGCAUUUUGUCGUGCAGUGCCUUCACCAGAUUGAUAAAUUUAGAAGGACAUUCACACUUUCGGAACACUUUUCAUAGGCCCUCAGGAAACACUGUAUCAAAAGCCUUUGUUAAGUUCGAUAAAAACGGCAUCAUUAUCAUCAUGUAUCACCGUGCCAAAAGGCACAUAAGGCCUCCCUGCUGUCUGACUCGUGCAACCACUUUGGUUACUUCCCAACUCUUCCACUCUGUUUUGUUGUUUCGCUCUUGCUGAACAGCCCUUCUGCAAGUAGUUUUUGGACUUCCUCUCGCCCUCCGGCCUUAUGGUGUCCACCCUACUGCUGUAAAGUAGUCAUUCACGGCCCCUCUUCUAAGUAUGUGACCUAGCCAGUUCCACUUUCAUCGUCAUAAUUUACAACUUGUGGCAUUGGUCCCUGCCAACUCAACCACUCUCUUUGUUUGUUAUUCUCUGCUGCCAUCUAAUCGGUACUAUCUGUCUCACGCACUGGCUUCCAUCUAUCGGUCUAGGUGAUCUUCCAAGAUUCUCAGCCAUAUAGCAGGACCGGUCAAACUUAAGUUUUGAACAGAUGUAUCUUGGUUCUCCUCUAUUUGCUCAGGCCCUCCUUAGUCCUUGGAAUGCACCAUGUGCCUCUGCUACGUCCACCCUCCUUGUCGGCAAUAGCACUCAGGUAUGUAAAACUCCUCAACGUCUUCCACUUCUUCACCGUCAACCACAAUGUUCUCCCUGCUUCUAGCACAAUCAGUCCCUAGUGUCUUGCAUUUUCUCGCAUCAAGUUUGCUUGCUACUCUGGCUGCUUCCUUGGCCAAUCUUUCAGUCUUCUCGUGCAUUCAUUGAACUUAGAUGACAGUGGUGCAAUGUCAUCUGCGAAAUCUCAAGGUCCUCCAGCACUUUUGUCAGAUUCCACCUUAUCGCUCUUAUCUGCUUUGCCUUUCUCAUGACCCAGUCCAAGACAGUAAGAAUAGGAAUCCUGACAUCAUGCACCCCAUUUUAACUCCAUAUUUGAUUGUGAGCCGGUACGAUGUCACACUCCUGUCAACGACUGCACAAGCUAAACCCAUGUAAAUGCCUCCUAUCACUUUCGCCGUCUUGUCUGGUAUCCCAUUUCUUCUCAUGAUAUUCCCUAGGCUUUCUAUGUGUACAUAGUCAAAGGCUUUUUCGAAGUCCAGAAAGUGCGUAUACAGACACGCCCUCCACUCAUUUGCCUGCUCUAAGAUGUUUCUAAGUAUAAAGAUCUUUUCAGUUAUACUUCUCUUGGCUGGAAACCCAGCCUGUUCCUUUCGAAGUUUCUUGUCUAUGCCUUUCUUGGUCCACCUAACAGCGUCCUCAAGAAUAUCUUUUUAAUGGCGGGUAGUGAAGUCACUCCUCUUCCGUUGUUACAUUCGUACAAAUCACCUUUCUUGAAUACCUUUACAACAAGUCCCUUCUUCCACACUUUCGGCCACCUCUCAUUUUCCCAAAACCUGUUGUAACAUCUUUUCGUUUCUCCUCUCUUCCCUAGCACUCCGUUUCACUUCAGUGUUUUUCGCAUUAUACUUCUCUCUCCAUCUGUUUCAGUCAUUUCGAUCUUUUACCCUCUAUUUUCAGUUUCGCCUCUUUCCUCUCCUUGAUUUUUUCCCACGGUUUGUUUCCUAUCCAUGGCUUACUGUAUGUUGACAAAAUCAUAAUGGUCCUUGCUCCGGAUCCUCUGUCUCCUAAAGCUUCAAACCUAUUCCUCAAGUCAAUAUUGUAUCUCUACCUGAUCUCUUCACUUUGCAGUUUACUUAUGUGAAUCCCUCUCUUACAUUCUUCCCCCUGCCAGGCCUUGUUUUUCACUAGGUAAUGGUCACUGUACACGUUUGCUCCUCUCAUUACUCUGGUGUCUAAGAUAGAUCUUUUCAUGUUUCCAUUCAUUAAAACAUGGUCAAUCUGGUUUACUUUCCUCCCAUCUGGUGACCUCCAGAUCAGGUUGUGGAUGUCACAUGACCUCUCUCUUUUGUCAUUCAUAACACUAACGCCAAUUUUCCCCCAACCUCCUCACCAUCAGUAUUGUUGUUUCCUACCAUAGCAUUCAAAUCACCCAUCACCACAAUCAUAUCAUUUCUGUUGCAGCUCGAAACAGUGUCCUGCAGCUGGUUUUAGAAUUUAUCCUUUUCCUCAUCCAUCGCAUCAUUCGUUAGUGCAUAUGCUAGUACCACCGUCAGCUUUUUGUACUUUGAGUAGAACCGUGCUGUAAUAAUUCUUUUGCUAAUUGGCGUCCAUUUCAUCAAGGGUCCCUUUGCCCUCGGGCUCAUCAUGGUGGCAACUCCUCCCUGUUGCACCUCAUUAUGUCCUAUGUACACACCCUCUCUUUACUCUGGGGUGUUACUGAUCCUAUCCCUUUCCACCUGACUUGUCCGGCACUUCAAUCCCUUACUCUUUCAUCUCCUUAGCUACUUGCAUUGGGCAUGUUGUCUCUGCGAUGGUCCUCACGUAUUAGCAACCGAUGGUCUGUCACUUGGGGUCUACUGUGGGUUCUAUCUGCCUUUAGGUGUCCUGCUGGCUUUGUCCCAAGAGCAUCAUUGUAGCCCUAGCAGCGACAUCCCCAGUUAGUGUUAAAAGCGUUUCCACUUUCUGAAACAAUUAGUGUUUUUAUGUGGUAGGGUUGUUAGCCCUAGGCCCAACCCCCAACCUGGAGGACCAGGGGGUCAUUCUCUGUCUGGUCUCUACCCUUCGUCCUUUUCGGCAUGGGUGGCCCUACCUGGAGUAUAAGACUCCAGCCGACUUAGCUCAGCGAGUCAUUAACACACGCAAACUUUCCCACCAUGAUAAGGUGAUGAUUCCAUUCCUAGCAGGAUAACGAGAACAUGCGGGGGCAGGUUCUGGUCUAUGAAAUUCCUUGUAACUGUCGCGGGCAGAAGAUCAGAUCCACAGUGCCUCUACCACUGCGAAAACUACAUUAAGUCUCAGGCAAUAUAUUAGGAGGUAUGCGUUUGUUUAUUCUGUUCAGGAGUAUGCGAGCCAUUGAGAAGAGAUAAAUACCUCGAUAGUUUCCACAGUCCUUUAUGCUUUCCUUCUUGAAAACUGGCACAAUACUAGAAUACACAAUACACAAUACACAAUACAUCUUUCCAGUCUUGUGGUCUUUAUUCAGUUUCUCAGAUGUGCAAAACCAGUUUGUACAGGCUAGAGGUGAGUUUAACCCGGCCAUGUUUUCUGAGUUCUGCAGGUAUACCUGUUUGUUGCGUUGAUGGCAUCCAACAGUUCUUUGACUUCAGGUUUUUCAUUAAGAGAUGCAAUGUUUGGUCUCAGUGCAGUGGUGUCCAAGACAGAGCGGUCAACCCCUCCAGUUAUGUUAAGUAGCUUGUCAAAGUAGUUUGUAAAUCUGUCGAGAAUCUCAGCUUUCUUCUUUAUUACUGUCUCACCAUCAAGGUCUGUAAGCUGUGUUGUACCCCUCUUCUAUGUCCAAUGUACUUCUGUCAGAUCAUUUUAAAAGUUCUUUCAUAUCUUUUUUUUCUGCUUCCUUUGCCUCCCAUCUUUGAGACUUCAUUUCCCUGGUGUACUGCUUUAGUACACCAGGGAAAUAGUGCUUGCAGUAUUUCUUUCCUCUAAUAGCUUCUUGUCAGUAUCAUUGAACCAAUCCUGGUGUUUGCAACUGGAUUUACCCAAGACACUGAGAGUAGUGUCAUAUAUAGUUGCUUCUAAAGAACUUCAGUUUUCUGCAGCAAUUUCUGACUCCUGAUAUUGCAAUCCUGCCAAAGUCUUGUCCAUUUCCUUCAUGUGGUGUUCAUUGCGCUUGAAGAUAGUAUUUGUGAUGACCAAACACCGAGCAAAGAGCCAGAAGUUCACCGUUUCAGUUUCAAUUCCCAACUCUAUGCGUGCCAAUCACACAUGCCCAUUUGUCCACCCCUUUUCCAACCCUGGCAUUGAAGUCACCAGCAUUAUCAGUUAACAGUACUAGAAAUAGACCUCUCUGCAGUACUUCUCUCAGGCUGUUGUAGAAUUUCUCCUUGAUCUCUCAGAGGUUGGUCAGUUUUGGAGCAUACACACCCAGCUAUGGUGGCAGACAUUCCUCUGCAGCGGAAGUCUCAUGGUGACUAACCUGUCACCGACAGGUGUCGGGUCUUCCUUCAGCUGCUCAGCAAUGGAGUUUCCUAUGGGAAAACCAUGUCUAGAUUCGUUUCGCUCGUUCUCUCCCUGCCACUCCAAAAAGAUCGUGUGGCCAUGAUCUACCAUGCCGUCGUAUGAUAGCAGUUGAGUCUCACUUAGCGCUGUUAUAUCAUUUAUGUAACUCUCAAAUUCUUUUGCUACCAAUGCUGUCGGACAUUCAGGCCCUCUUUAGUCAGUUUUAUUUAGCAACGUUCUGACAUUCCAUUCUCUGAGUUUCAGAGAGAUCCCGUGUCCUCGUAGCUCACUUUUCACAGGUCACUGGAAUAGGAGCGAGCCAGCACAAACUUUGUUAACCCAGGCGACGUUUGAGCCUGUAUGGGAGCCUGUUUUCUGUGCCAUUUAUACCUUAGAACUGUAUGUAAAAGGAUUGUAGGGAAACCAGCUUUUCAAUUGACUAGGGUCACUCACUCGGCAGGGCAAAAAUGUGGUCCAGCGGGCAAGGACGGGUCGGGACAAGCUGGCAUUUAUGCCAUGCUGCAGCGGCUGACCGGUGGAUAGGUCUUUUUAUCUCCACCUUUGGGUGAUGCCAGAGUCCACCUAACUGGGGGUGGGCCACCGUAGACCUUAAGACAGAUGUUGUAUCCUUCUCUCUGGAUACCCAGUUUAACCCCCCUUAGAUAAGCCUAGUGGAGUUGCCGGUUUAGUCGCCGACGGCUUAACGCAUAAAGCAGGUUGUACUAGGUGACAUGGUUAACUGGUAGCAGGUAAGGGACACCUGACCUGAUCACUCAAAAACUUUGAUUCUGACUGUCAUCACUCAAAACAUUUAAAUUCUGAAUGUCAUACCUCAAAACAUUUGCAUUCCGAAUGUGUUCACUCCAAACAUUUGAAUUCUGUCAUCACUACAAUCAUUUGAAUUCCGACUGUCAUCACCCCAAACCCUUGAAUACCAUAUGUCAUCACUCCAAACACUUGAAUACCGAAUGUCGUCACUCCAAACACUUGAAUACCGAAUGUCGUCACUCGAAACAUUUGAAUUCCGAAUGUCGUCACUCGAAACAUACAAAUUCCGAAUGCAAUCACUCCAAACAUAUAAAUUAUCUAUUUGUAUUUUAUUUUAUUCUAUUUGCCACACAAUAAUUACAAAAAACAAAGGAAAAGAAGAAAAAAAGAAGUGGCGAGGAGACCUAACAGAGACUAUAGGAGCUUAUGAGAGGUUAGGCCUCCUCGAACUAUGAGCUAGAGCUGUUUCACAUCAAUUGAAGAAAAGAAGGCGAAAAGUCGAAAAUGGUAAGACUUAUGAACUGUUUUCAUACUCACUCAAUAAUUUAAUCUUCAGUUUUUUCUUAAAAGAGGAGAGGGAUUGAGAGUUGAUGACCUUGUUGUCAAGUGAAUUCCGAAUGUCAUCACUCCAAACAUAUAAAUUCCGAAUGUCGUCACUCCAAAGAUUUGAAUUCCGAAUGUCAUCACUCCAAACACUUGAAUACCGAAUGUCGUCACUCCAAACACUUGAAUUCCGAAUGUCAUCACUCCAAACAUAUGAAUACCGAAUGUCGUCACUGCAAAGAUUUGAAUACCGAAUGUCGUCACUCCAAACAUGUGAAUUCCGAAUGUCGUCACUCCAAACAUAUGAAUACCGAAUGUCGUCACUCCAAACAUGUGAAUUCCGAAUGUCGUCACUCCAAACAUGUGAAUUCCGAAUGUCGUCACUCCAAACAUAUGAAUACCGAAUGUCGUCACUGCAAAGAUUUGAAUACCGAAUGUCGUCACUCCAAACAUGUGAAUACCGAAUGUCGUCACUCCAAACAUGUGAAUUCCGAAUGUCGUCACUCCAAACAUUUGAAUACCGAAUGUCGUCACUGCAAAGAUUUGAAUUCCGAAUGUCGUCACUGCAAAGAUUUGAAUACCGAAUGUCGUCACUCCAAACAUGUGAAUUCCGAAUGUCGUCACUCCAAACAUUUGAAUACCGAAUGUCGUCACUGCAAAGAUUUGAAUUGCGAAUGUCGUCACUCCAAACAUGUGAAUUUCGAAUGUCGUCACUCCAAACACUUGAAUUCCGAAUGUCAUCACUCCAAACAGUUGAAUACCGAAUGUCAUCACUCUAAACAUUUGAAUACCGAAUGUCGUCACUCCAAACACUUGAAUUCCGAAUGUUAUCACUCUAAACAGUUGAAUACCGAAUGUCGUCACUCCAAACAGUUGAAUACCGAAUGUAAUCACUCCAAACAGUUGAAUACCGAAUGUCAUCACUCUAAACACUUGAAUUCCGAAUGUCAUCACUCCAAACACUUGAAUUCCGAAUGUCAUCACUCCAAACACUUGAAUUCCGAAUGUCAUCACUCCAAACAGUUGAAUACCGAAUGUCAUCACUCUAAACACUUGAAUACCGAAUGUCAUCACUCCAAACACUUGAAUUCCGAAUGUCAUCACUCCAAACAGUUGAAUACCGAAUGUCAUCACUCUAAACACUUGAAUACCGAAUGUCAUCACUCCAAACACUUGAAUUCCGAAUGUCAUCACUCCAAACAGUUGAAUACCGAAUGUUAUCACUCUAAACACUUGAAUUCCGAAUGUUAUCACUCUAAACAGUUGAAUACCGAAUGUCAUCACUCUAAACAUUUGAAUACCGAAUGUCGUCACUGCAAAGAUUUGAAUUCCGAAUGUCAUCACUCCAAACAGUUGAAUACCGAAUGUCGUCACUCCAAACAUUUGAAUUCCGAAUGUCAUCACUCCAAACAUUUGAAUUCCGAAUGUCAUCACUCCAAACAUUUGAAUUCCGAAUGUCGUCACUCCAAACAUUUGAAUUCCAAUUGUCGUCACUCCAAACAUUUGAAUUCCGAAUGUCGUCACUCCAAAGAUUUGAAUUCCGAAUGUCAUCACUCCAAACAUUUGAAUUCCGAAUGUCGUCACUCCAAACAUUUGAAUUCCGAAUGUCAUCACUCCAAACAUUUGAAUUCCGAAUGUCAUCACUCCAAACAUUUGAAUACCGAAUGUCAUCACUCCAAACAUUUGAAUUCCGAAUGUCGUCACUCCAAACAUUUGAAUUUCCGAAUUUCAUCACUCCAAACACUUGAAUUCCGAAUGUCGUCUCUCCAAACAUUCGUCACUCGAAACAUUUGAAUUCCGAAUGUCAUCACUCCAAACACUUGAAUACUGAAUGUCGUCACUCCAAACAUUUGAAUUUCUGAAUUUCAUCACUCCAAACACUUGAAUUCCGAAUGUCAUCACUCCUAACAUUUGAAUUCCGAAUGUCGUCUCUCCAAACAUUCGUCACUCGAAACAUUUGAAUUCCGAAUGUCAUCACUCCAAACACUUGAAUACUGAAUGUCGUCACUCCAAACAUUUGAAUUUCUGAAUUUCAUCACUCCAAACACUUGAAUUCCGAAUGUCAUCACUCCUAACAUUUGAAUUCCGAAUGUCGUCUCUCCAAACAUUCGUCACUCGAAACAUUUGAAUUCCGAAUGUCAUCACUCCAAACAUUAGAAUGCCGAAUGUCAUCACUCCAAACAUAUGAAUUUCCGAAUUUCAUCACUCCAAACACUUGAAUUCCGAAUGUCAUCACUCCAAACAUUUGAAUACCGAAUGUUCACUCCUAACAUUUGAAUUCCGAAUGUCAUCACUCCAAACAUUUGAAUACCGAAUUUUCACUCCUAACAUGUGAAUUUCGAAUGUCGUCACUCCUAACUUUUUAAUUCCGAAUGUCGUCACUCCAAACAUUUGAAUUCCGAAUGUCAUCACUCCAAACAUAUGAAUUUCCGAAUUUCAUCACUCCAAACACUUGAAUACCGAAUGUCAUCACUCCAAACACUUGGAUACCGAAUGUCAUCACUCCAAACAUUUGAAUUCCGAAUGUCGUCACUGCAAAGAUUUGAAUACCGAAUGUCGUCACUGCAAAGAUUUGAAUUCCGAAUGUCGUCACUCCAAACACUUGAAUACCGAAUGUCGUCACUCCAAACACUUGAAUUCCGAAUGUCAUCACUCCAAACAUAUGAAUUUCCGAAUGUUCACUCCUAACAUUUGAAUUCCGAAUGUCGUCUCUCCAAAUAUUUGAAUUCCGAAUGUCGUCACUCGAAACAUUUGAAUUCCGAAUGUCAUCACUCCAAACAUUUGAAUUCCGAAUGUCAUCACUCCAAACAUAUGAAUUUCCGAAUGACAUCACUCCAAACACUUGAAUUCCGAAUGUCAUCACUCCAAUUAUUUGAAUACCGAAUGUUCACUCCUAACAUUUGAAUUCCGAAUGUCAUCAGUCCAAACAUUUGAAUUCCGAAUGUCAUCACUUCAAACAUUUGAAUUCGCAAUGUCAUUCUUCCAAACAUCUGAUUACCAAAUGUCAUCUCUCCAAACAUUUGAAAUCCGAAUGUCAUCACUCGAAAUAUUUGAAUUCCGAACAUUUAAACUCGGAAUGUUAUCUUUUCAAACAUUUGAAUUCCAAAAUGUCAUGACUUCGAAUAUGUCAUUUCUGAUGUCAUUACUGCAAAUAAUUUUCUCCCUUACUGUUUUUGGUUUUACUGGUUGGCCAUCUAAUCAUUAUAUUUUUGUUUUUGUUUUUGUCUUUUUGUUUUUGGUUAUAGCUUGGAAUUCCAAAUUCAUUUGUAUUAGGUUCCUACACAAGAAAAAUAGAGAAGGACACGAAAAUUAAAGGCACUAUAAAGUAUGUAUUGUUUUUCUUUUGUUUCACGGGUACAUAAUGUAUUUCUCUUAGAUUCACCUAGUCUCCAAGAUAUUAGGCACUGACGCUUGAGGGUGCCUUGUGUUCAAUAUCCACUCCAGAAUGAUCCCCGGUUCCACCUGGUGUGUACUCCACCCAGUAAGGCCCCCUUCUGAUUCCUAGUGUCCCCUUAGUUCCUAGUGUCUUGGGGAUAUGGGCCACGCCACCGGAGAUGAUCAGGACUCCUGCCCAGGGUGGCUACCCCCGUACCACUCGAUCUCGUCUACCUCCAGGAGGGCUUCUUUCCUGGUCCCCUUACCCCUAGAUUUAAGUGCUUCCCUGCCACCACUAUUUUGGCCAUUAGUUUCUUGUGUGUUUCCUGUGUGGCGUAGAACCUUUAUUCGAAACCAUCCGCCGAACGGAGGAUCAUUCCGCCCGGUUAAUGCAUUCAUUGACCAAGGAUGCCUUGGAAAACGCAGUACAGGGACUAGGCAAAUUAACGAUCACUGUUGAAAGGUAUAUUUGAUAGAUAGAAAAAGAGCAAAGAAAGAUGUGAUGAUCUUUUCAAUUAAUCAAGGCAGAUUUAAAUUCAUCUUCAAAGUUAUAUAGUCAAUGAUCACGUAUAUGUGCCUGAUCAGGGUUGAGUUUUCAUCAUCCGUGGGUCAAUUUUGGUGUGGUGAAUAAAACUAUCCUCAGCAAACAGGACAUUUGGCGACGCCACCACUGCUUUCUCUGUGAAAUGACGUCUGAGAAACGAGCGCAGAUAUUCCAUACUGAUGACGCGUCAGUACCCAGGUAUGGGUGGCGUUUCUGAUUAGAUGAAACAAAUUUCCCGCGCAGCAUGAACAAUCAGAAACACUACCCAUACCUGGGUACUGACGCGUCAUCAGUAUGGAAUUUCUGCGCUCGUUUCUCAGACGUCGUUUCGCGGGAAAACUAGUGGUAGGGUUGCGGAAUGUCUGCUGUUUUCCCAGGCUAGGCUGUUACUUGAAAUUCAUAUACCUCUGGUGUCCUGUAAUAAAUUUUAUUUUUUCCUUUCAUUGUAUGAUCACUGCAUCUUUUCAUUGCUUUUUUUUAGGAGUGGAACGUUUGGUUCUGUGGUUGAAUACGGAUGUGAAAAGCAAAUUUCUGAACACAGUCGACUGGCUGCCACAAUGUGCAUUGGUUUGCCCAUUGGUGUAUUGCUAAAAGUCAAGUAAGUAGACUGUCGUUGUGUUUCUACUUUCAUGAUGUAUCAUGUAGUGAGCUACAUGAUACGACAUUUUGGUGCCAUGCAGAAUUGUAAAACGCGAUAAAUUGCAGAUACAAGCAAACGCUUUUACUCACCAGGUCCCGCUUGUUCAAACAUUAAAUAGCGCAAUCCCCCGGAUUAAUCACGAUCUAGUGAAUAAGCAUUAGGGAAACCAAACACAACAACCGAGGCCAGGUCAAAAUAUAAAGUAAAACGUCGCGGCUAUUAAUUGAGAAAAUAUGGUUUUGCUUUACUUAGAAAGCCUUCGUAAAUCUGGUUACAGGUCCGUUCUGUUGAUCGCACAUUCAGUUAAGUAGAACAUUGCGUUAUUUUGCCUGAAUGCUUUGAGCCGGGUGCCAACACACUCCGUUAGGCAAAAAGAAUACACACUACCCAGUAAACUGACUUUUCACAGAGCUUGUACUAAUUGUUGGAUGUAACAAAUUUUGAUUUAGAUUGACCCGUGCGAAUCAAGUAUACAGCUUCCCCAUCAACCUGUCAGAAGAGAUUCAUCCAGCGGCCAUAUUUUAUGGCACUGUGGUUCCUAUAACUGUCUUUUGGGUUGUCAAGGUUCUUGUUGUUAAUCCAUUUUUGCAGAUGGAGAAGGAAAAGUAAGUUAAUUCGCUUAUGUCUAAUGUUUGACUGACAUGUACAGGUUUAACUUGUAAACGGUCCACGUUUUCUUCAAAACCCAAGGUUUGGUUUGCAUAGUAGGCAAUUAAAGUAGGAUUUUGUACACAUGCAUCUUCUUCUAUACCUUUACAGUAGUAAUGAUAAAUUUCUGGAAAUGAGGUUUAUUUCUCAGGAGCCAUUGUAGAUAGAUAAAUGGUUAGACGGACGAAUGGACGGACGGACGAACGAAAGGACAAAGGGAUGGGUGGUUGGAAAGACGGACAGACAAACGGAUGGACGGACUGAUGGCCAGAAGGACAGAUCGGAUCGACGUACGGGGUGAACAGACGGACAGAUAGACAAACGCAUUGAUGGACGAAGAAACGGACACUGAAAUGUAUGAAUGGAAGGACAAACAGACGGGAAAACGAAUGGACUGACAAACGAACGGACAAACGGAUAGACUGACAAAAGAGUUGAAGGAAGGAGGACGGACGGACGGACAGACGAUACAAGGAAAAACAGACGGAUGGAUGAACGGAAGGAUAAACGGAUUGACGGGUCGACAGAGAAACAAACUGACAAAUGGAGGACGGGGUAACGGACUGACAGACGGAUAGACUGACAAACAGAUGAAGGGAUGGACGGUUUGAGCCGACGGACGAGACAAAAGAUCUCAUACUAAUUUCAGGGCACAAAAUAACAUUAAAAAUACAACAUCAAAAUGUGAAUAUUAGUAAUAAUCGCUAAAAGAAGAAAAUUAAUCUUAAUUGUUUCAGGGAAUCAGAGGCAAAUAAAGCGAAAUAUGCCAAACAGAUGGCAGAGCAAAAGAAGGAUGCAGAGAGCAGUGUAAGUUAUAUCUUGCGCCUGUUUAUGCCCCUUUAUAAAAAGCAGUUGUCGUUCGUAUUCAGGCUCAGCAGCAUAAUUUUGACACCGAAAGUGCAUCCUCGCCGCAGCAUGUUGUUCCCAGUACCUAAAACAUAUAAGAAAAUUCAGUCCAACAGUUAUACGAUGUUUUUAUUAAAAAGAUAUUCCUAUAUCUAUAUGUGAAACUCAAAAGACAGCUAAAACAUUAUUUAAAAGAGCUGUUUAUCAUUAUUCUUUUGCUCAGUACUUUAUUGGGGUCUUUAUUACUACCAGGCCGACUCUCAUAAUUUUUUAUUACUUGUAACUUUUCCUCUCUUUUUCAUUUUUCUCUUUUUUCUCAUUUAUCCCUCCAAAUAAAUUUGUUUAUUUCCACCAUAUCUUACUCUUCUUCAUUUAUUAAUGUUACUGAUCUGUUUCACCAUAUAACAAAUAUUAUAGAAACUGGAAUACAUUUGCAAUUACAAAACGUUUCCACGUUUCUUCCAUUCGUGUCGCGUGUCUUCGGAAGGUGUCGGAAGGUGAUUUUUUGCUGCCUCCCGUGGUUUCCUCGUUCCAUCAUCUAACUGGUUUUUAUUUGAAUUUAUCUUUAGAUACGUCUUAUGCAGGAGACAUGUGAGAGAAUAGUAGAAUUCGAAUCGUCAAGACAUGGUAAUGACAGUUGCCUCUUGACCAGAAAAACCUGACUUGUUUUCUUUAUACACGGCACUUUAAGCAGACUACUGCAAAUUGCCUUAAAACACCAAACAAGGCGCACGAAAAACAAAAUUGUUUAAAGCCAUGAUUAAUGACUUACAGCAAAGUGGAUACGAAAAGUAAAGCACUACGAAAGAUUAAACCAAACAGGACCUUUUUCGAAGAAACUUGGCGCGCCUCGCCUUAGACAUAGGACGUGCUAAAAUAGAAGAAUUUUAAAAUACGUUUUUUAAGAAAUCUAAUAGCUAUUUUGUUUUUAUCGUGGUUACUACCCUGAAGAGGAAACCUGAAGUCUGUUUGUUGCUUUUUAGGCUUAAUCAUAGUGAAUGCGAGGUAUGGCCAUUUAGUAUCCGUAGGAGAAAGGUAAGCCCCAAAACAAACUAUUCACAGACUGUCUUUGUGUAUCGUAUUGUAACUUAAUACUCUUACAAACGUUUUCUUUUUGUACUUGUAGUUCACAGGACGCUCGUCGAGGCCCCAGUAAAGUGAUCGAUGUUACGGUCCCUGUGCAGUGUCAAGUUAAGGAUUCACGACUCUUCCUCACCGAGUCUUCAAAGGUGCGAGAGCCGGCGCUUAGCGCGGGAAAAUUUGUGCUAAAGGUCACGCAUUUGCUUCUGAUUGGUCGAGAAAGUUACGCGCGAUGAUUAGACAGUCGUAAACUUUGACAAAAGAACCUUUCACGGUUUUUUUUUACUUUUAACAUGGCCCAGUCAGUGAAAAUCUAUCGACACCGAGAGAACGUAAAAAGUAAAAUUGCCAAGUUUUAGUGAUUUGUUGAAAUAGAACCAAGAUAUACAUGUAGCUCGGCAGAGUCAAAAAAUUUUACAGACGUUUGUAUGAUGGAGGACAAUACCAACGUCUGUAAAAUUUCGCGACUUAAGGGAGUUAUAUGUACGCUCGCUUUAGCCCUAUUACUUUCAAAUUUAGCAAGUUUAUUAAUGUUAAGGCGCUCUUUUCAGCGGUGUUGACUAAUUUUCGCUAAAUGAUCCUCAUCAAAACCACAGCAACUGCAAACUUAUUGGUGCUUGUAUUACUUGCCAUUUUUGGCACUUCUCCACUUUAUGACUGGUUUAAAAAUCGUGCCAAAUCGUGUCACUUGUCAAGCCAAUUAGGUAAAACCAGAUUAAACGUGGCUUGCUCCUAUGUUUCCUGCGCUUUUUCAUAGAUUCAGCCACGGACCAGAGGUUUUUUUAUCGUUUUUUUAUUUAAGCUCUGAUUGGUCUAUCGGAUUGUCUUUGUUUGCUAUGAUUGGCUAAGAUAAUUGAAUUGAAUUGAAAGUCUUUUGCGUAACACCUGUUUUUCUAUGUUUUGUUCUGUUUCUUUCAGAGUAAUUUAAGUGGAUUUUACGAUCCGUGUCCUGACGAGGAAAAGAUGCUACGAAUAAGAUAUUUGUUCAGAGAAGCGGUUCACGAAGUGACAGUCGGUGAUAAUGAACCUGUUAGAAUACCAAAACAAUGUAAGAUAUCCUGCUCUAUUCGCCUAUUCGCCAUUUUCACAUAGACCAUAAUGUAGGGGAGCAAGGAAUGGCGUAGUGGUGAGAGCACUUAGACUACGAGUAGUCCCCCAUUUUUCCUCAGGGAUAGUAGAGCGAGCGAAACGCGAGCGCGCGUGAAAAUAACCCCACGCGAGACAAGGCGACACCUCUCUCGCUGCCGCGUGUCGCCUUGUGGGGUGAUUUUCACGCGCGCUCGCGCUCGCUGGCUCUACUAUCCCUGAGGAAAAGUGGGGGACUACUCGUAGUCUAGAGAGCACUCGCCUCCUACUGAUGUGGCUGUAGUUUAGGAUUUUGAGUUUGUUGUUGGUUGUCUUUGUUCUGGGAAGUUCUUCUUUGGAUACUCCGGUGCUCUUCUUUGCUCAACAACUAAGAACUACCUUGUGAACGGCUACCUCGUUUUUGCUUUCGUAUUUAAAUUUGUCAAUCACGCUGAGGCUUAGAAGAAACUAGCCCUAAUUAUGUAAGUAAUUUGCACAGGACGAUAACAAAUUGAAGGAGUCUAGUAGUUGCAGUAACAAUGACAUCAUCUGCAAAUGUCCUAUUGAAAUUUGCUGUCGUGACAACGCACCGGGCUUGUUAAGGCCUUUAUCGCAGCUUUAAGUUUUAAGGUGAAAUCAGGUUAGGGCUUAAAAAAGACUUUGUUACUUACUGGCAUAAAAUAUAAGAUAUUAGUUUGAGGUUACCGCUGACUUCUUCUUCUUUUUUUCUCCCUUUAGCACAUAAAAUACAGUCGAGUUAGCACAGUUGAGCAUUUGAGACAUCGCCCAUAUUGGUCCCCAUCAAGACACAACAGUCAAGAGCUGCUGGAAGAUUUCGUCAAAUGCCUGCUGGUUUUACCAUUGAACUCUUGUAAAAUUUUGCACUGAAGGAUGGUGUUAUGUACCAAGAGUUGCAUACUUUUUAAGGACAUUUUACAUUCACGACCUUGAAUGAUAAUUUACAAGGCUGGUUUCAGUGUCUCCAGACCAAACAGAUUAAAAAAUAUUGAAAAGACAUUGUGUGCAAGUAUUUUAUCACUGGGACGAUGAUUUCGCGAAUUAUGACGACCUGCAUGUCAUGUAAGACUUUGCAUAAUGUCCUGAGCCACACCCAUAUUAUAAUCGGGGGACCGCUUCAAUUUACGUUUUUCUGUCGGGGGAUGGUUUAUGUUUGAUUGGGGAGGUUCAUUUUGGAGGGUAGAGUUCAUCUUGGAUGCAAAAGAGAGUCUUUAGAUUUUGGAUCCAGUGGUUGGCAUCUCUGAGUACGUAAAUAGCAACCAUGUUUAGAGCGGAAUUAAAGAGGCAAGUUGCUUUGAGACUCAAAGCAAGAUACGAACGGGUUGAAUUUUACAUUUGUAGCCUCACGAACGGACGGUAAUUUUUAAAAUUUGAACUUAAGUGGCCAGGAAUGAAAGAAAUCCCCCAAAAUAUGUGUGCAGUUUUAUUUAAAAUGACCCUUCUACUAUACCUCAACCAUAAAAGUUUGUCGAUGGCCAUUAUGUAAACGGAUUGAAACUUGGAAAAAAUUCAAGUUUAACUCGUCUGUUGUCGAAAAAUGACCAAAAAAUGAUCAUUCCUUGCUACCUUAUAGAGUACCAAGUUUGAGAAAAGAUGACUGAGAAUACGUACCUAUAACUGCGGCUGAACUUUGACCGAAAAAUGUGGAACCCUCCAUGACACAGCUGAGCCGUUUUCGUCUUAUUUUGAUGUUAUAAUUAAAUUCGGUAUUUUGCAUCCUGGGGCCUAUUUCUCAAAAGGCCUGGUAGCUUUUCGAGUGCGAAGGCCAAUUUUGAAAUCAAAACCUGUUGAAAAUUUAGAGCUUCCAAUCAUCAACUUGUAGACAAAAAGAGUUAAAACUGAAAUGCUUUUUAAGCUUUCAAAUCUGAAUUCAAAUCUCGCACUAACUCUGGGUUAUCUUAACUUAGCUUUGAACAACUCGGCCCUGAUGUACUAAGAACUCUGUGCUCGCAUUAAUAAGACUAAGAUUCUUACUAAAAGUUUUUCACUCGAUUAUUCCCUGAAUUGUUCUACACCCAGUCCUAUUACCUUUACUGAUCUGCCUCGGAUAUUUGGGCUUUUGUGUACAUUGACAGUGCGCCGCCAAAGUAGAACAGGCGCAGGCUGGCCUGGGCCGAGUAUCUAUGAAUUAUCUUACAUGACUAACUACAUGACGUUCAAACCGCCUUCCACGAAAUGGCGGCAGAAGGUUGAGGUUUGACUGAAUUUGUUAUAGCUCGAAUUUGAGUUAAUGGCCAUCGAUCUUCGUUCCUACGGCAGACUGCCCUUACUGGCAGCUGCGUGGUGUUUCUGGGGAACGUGUUUUUAUUCCUUUCUCGUAUAUCAAAUGUAUGGUGAAAGAGGUCGGAGAAAUCGGGUAAGUAUAUAUACUACUGCUGUCACCUGGGCCACUUAG